AUGUCACAUGUGUGGGCCACUAUGUGUACAGUUCUGACAUAAUUACGAUCAUUACCAUGGCACAUGGUCUUACAGUCAGUCCUGGUUGGUGCAGUCUCUCCUCUCCAUCCCUCACACCAUCACUCCCUCUCUCUCUCUCCAUCCCUCACACCGUCUCUCCCUCUCUCUCUCUCCAUCCCUCAUACCAUCCCUCCCCCACUCUCCAUCCCUCACACCAUCUCUCCCCCUCUCUCUCCAUCCCUCACACCAUCUCUCCCCCUCUCUCUCUAUCCCUCACACCAUCCCUCCCUCUCUCUCGCCAUCCCUCACACCAUCCCUCCUUCUCUCUCUCUAUCCCUCACACGUCCCUUACACCAUCCCUCACCAUCCCUCCUUCUCUCUCCUAUCCCUCACACCAUCCCUCCCGCUCGCUCUCUCCAUCCCCGCACAGCAUCCCUCCUUCCUACUCGCCAUUCCCUCACACAUCCCUCCCGCUCUCUCCAUUCCGCUCACAGCCAUCCCCCUUCUCUUUCCCAUUCCCUCACACCACCAUCCCGCUCCUCUCCUCUCCUCUCUCCCCUCCCUUCCAACAACCCCAUCCCCCUAUCCUUCUCUCUCUCGCUUCCAUCCCUCACAACCAUCCCUCCUUCUCUCUCUCCCAUCCUCAACAACCAUCCCUCCCUCUCCUCUUCCUCCCAUCCCGCACACCAUCCCCUCUCUCCUCUCCCCUCUCUCUGCUCUCUCUCUCUCUCUCUCUCUCUCUCUCUCUCAUCUCCUCUUUUUAUCUCCAUCCCCUAUACAGUAUAAACAGGUCAUUUAGCAGAAGUAGGUCAGGUUUCUCCUCUCUCUCCAUCCCUCUCCACCCCUCCCUCUCUCUCUCAUCCCUCUCCACCCCUCCCUCUCUCAUCCCUCUCUCUCUCAUCCCUCUCCACCCCUCCCUCUCUCUCCACUCAUCCCUCUCUCUCUCCAUCCCUCUUCACCCCUCCCUCUCUCAUCCCUCUCUCUCUCCAUCCAUCCCCUCUAAAUCCCUCACACCACCCCUCCCCCUCUUUAUCUCUCUCCCUUGCCUUCUCUCUCUCCACCCCAUCUCACUCUAUCCAUCUCUCUCCAUCCCUCUCCUUCCCACUCUCUCUCCAUCUCUUCCCUCUGUUGUUGAGGAGAAAGAUGCUUUGUGAAUGCCUCCCAUUUGACAUAAUGGGGUCCUUUAGUACCUCUGAUGCACAUGAUGUAUCAGAAUGUCGUAUUCCUGCCAUUAGUGUUCGCAGCUACGAGCUAGUGCUCCAUUAGGGGGAUGACUGACUGGAGCUACUGUCUAGAUUGUUGCUCCAUUAGGGGGAUGACUGACUGGAGCUACUGUCUAGAUUGUUGCUCCAUUAGGGGGAUGACUGACUGGAGCUACUGUCUAGAUUGUUGCUCCAUUAGGGGGAUGACUGACUGGAGCUACUGUCUAGAUUGUUGCUCCAUUAGGGGGAUGACUGACUGGAGCUACUGUCUAGAUUGUUGCUCCAUUAGGGGGAUGACUGACUGGAGCUACUGUCUAGAUUGUUGCUCCAUUAGGGGGAUGACUGACUGGAGCUACUGUCUAGAUUGUUGCUCCAUUAGGGGGAUGACUGACUAGAGCUACUGUCUAGAUUGUUGCUCCAUUAGGGAGAUGACUGACUGGAGCUACUGUCUAGAUUGUUGCUCCAUUAGGGGGAUGACUGACUGGAGCUACUGUCUAGAUUGUUGCUCCAUUAGGGAGAUGACUGACUGGAGCUACUGUCUAGAUUGUUGCUCCAUUAGGGAGAUGACUGACUGGAGCUACUGUCUAGAUUGUUGCUCCAUUAGGGGGAUGACUGACUGGAGCUACUGUCUAGAUUGUUGCUCCAUUAGGGGGAUGACUGACUGGAGCUACUGUCUAGAUUGUUGCUCCAUUAGGGAGAUGACUGACUGGAGCUACUGUCUAGAUUGUUGCUCCAUUAGGGAGAUGACUGACUGGAGCUACUGUCUAGAUUGUUGCUCCAUUAGGGGGAUGACUGACUGGAGCUACUGUCUAGAUUGUUGCUCCAUUAGGGAGAUGACUGACUGGAGCUACUGUCUAGAUUGUUGCUCCAUUAGCACCCUGCAAAUAGGACCCUAACAAAGCAGAGUCAUGUCAGUUCACAGCUCUCCACUGAGACUGAAGCAGUCACUGAGAGGGAGAGAGAGAGAGAGAGGGGGGGGGGGAGAGAGGGAGAGAGGGGGGUUGUCCUCUAAAAUGCAUGACUAAAUUGUUCUUAGUUUUGGUGUUUGGUUGACUUACAGAAGGGCUGUUUAGUUGUUCCAUUGCUGUGUUCAAUUGCACAAAGUAGAUGUAUUUAACCGUCAUGUUAAUUAAUCGAAGAGUGUGCAUGUCACAACAAAACAUACAUUUUUGUUGCAUUGUUAGAAACCUUUUUGUGUGAACAUGAAUAAAACAUUCCUGUUCACCUGCAACUGAAUAUGCCAUGUAAAAACCCCAAGCUGGAAUAACAAUAUAUAACGUCUGUUAUCCAACAGAGUUGUGGGGAAUGUCUGUCGCUGUGGCGGCCAGUCAAGGACGUCUCAGAGGUUGAUUUCACCUCUGACUCAGGGCCAACCGCAUGCCGAGCUAAUGCACUUUAAAUAGGGCUCGUUCCACAUUGCUUCCCUAGCACUCUCCUAGCGCUUAGCAGCAUUUUAUGGGGCCCAGCCAAGGCCAGCCAGUGGGAAGAAGUCUAUUAGCCAUUUUGGAGCUGACAGUGAGCUGGCUCAAACAGGCGAUGCAUCCUAAAUGGCACCCUAUUCCCUACAUAGUGCACUACAAAAGGAAUCGGGUGCCAUUUGGGACUCUACCAGGGACCUUUUCGGGGGCCCUCGAUAGAUACAGGCAGAUAAUUUACUGUCCCAUCAGGGAGGAAGAGGGAAGAGACUAGUAGUGUACACUUUGGGUAUAUGUUUCACUGGUAUAGGCCAAGUCCUGAACUGUGUGGAGAGGAUGAUUUAAACUCAGAGGCUUUUAGGCAUUAAUUUGCUCACUGAUUCCCUUGAUACGCAACCGUAAGUGCUUUAAGUGACUCUUAAAUUGCGGUAAAUCACAAACACAUCCAAAUUAAGCACGUUUCUAGUCGAGACCAACAUAUGUUUGUCUUGUAGACCUUACAUCUUGAGUUUUCAGUCCCUCAGUAUCUCCUCUAUCCUCAUCUAGCUGUAGCUUCGUUAGUGUCUUUAGAACAUAGAACACAGCUAGCUGUAGCUUUGUUAGUGUCUUUAGAACAUGGAACACAGCUAGCUGUAGCUUUGUUAGUGUCUUUAGAACAUGGAACACAGCUAGCUGUAGCCUUGUUAGUGUCUUUAGAACAUGGAACACAGCUAGCUGUAGCUUUGUUAGUGUCUUUAGAACAUGGAACACAGCUAGCUGUAGCUUUGUUAGUGUCUUUAGAACAUGGAACACAGCUAGCUGUAGCUUUGUUAGUGUUCUUUAGAACAUGGAACACAGCUAGCUGUAGCUUUGUUAGUGUCUUUAGAACAUGGAACACAGCUAUAUGUAGCUUUGUUAGGGUUCUUUAGAACAUCUGAAGAUGUUGUGGCUCUUUUAAAGAACAAGGGGCAUAUGUUAUGAACCCUUGUUUCUCGUCUGCUAUGGAAAUGCUCUCCCCAAAGUCUUGAUGGGAAGUGCUGAAUGUCUGUCUUCAAAGUUUCUCACCUCAGAACAGGCGCCUUAAUUACUCGCCCACUGUCUGCGCUGAGCAGAGAGGGAAACAUUUUUUUCGGACAAAUAAGUGGAUGGCUUGAUUUAUUUAUGACUCGCCCCAACCUCCCUCUCUCUCUCGCUGCUUAUCUCUCCCGCUCUGCCUAUCUCUCUCUCUUUCGGUCUCUCUGUCUUUCCAUCUCUCUCUCUCUCUCUCUCUCUCUCUCUCUCUCUCUCUCUCUCUCUCUCUCUCUGUGUCGCUCUCUAUCUGUCUCUCUCUCUACCUCUCUCUGCUUCGCUCUCUUUAUCGGUCUCUCUCACUCCCUCUCGAUCGGUCUCUCUGUCUCUCUCUCUCUCUCUCUCUGUCAGUUUGGGCUUGGGAGCGGUGGGGUAGUGAUAGCUAAUCUUUGAAGUGCGUCUCCACGGAGUCUCCAUAGCAACAGUGCUUUUGACUUAUGCUGUGAACAAUAAAUGGCCACUCUAAAAUGUGCAGAUGUCUCAAGUUUUGAGGGAGCGUGCAAUUGGCAUGCUGACUGCAGGAAUGUCCACUAGAAUGUCCACUGUUGCCAGAGAAUUGAAUGUUAAUUUCUCUACAAUAAGCCGCCUCCAACGUCGUUUUAGAGAAUUUGGUAGUCCGUCCAACCGGCCUUACAACCGCAGACCACGUGUAACCACUCCAGCCCAGGACCUCCACAUCUGAGGAGUUUUUCUGUCUGUAAUAAAGCCCUUUUGUGGGGAAAAACUCAUUCUGAUUGGCUGGACCUGGCUCCCAAGUGGGCUCCCAAGCCUUCCCAGGCCAAUCCAUGGCUGCGCCGCUGCCCCCGUCAUGUGAAAUCCAUAGAUUAGGGCCUAAUGAAUUUAUUUAAAUUGACUGAUUUUACUUAUAUGAACUGUAACUCAGCAAAAUAUUUUUAAUUGUUGCAUGGUGCGUUUAUAUUUUUGUUCAGUAUAAUACCUAGUAAUGAUUAUACUGCCAGAAAGAUUAAAAUCUAAUCUUUCUGGUAAAAAUAGUUGCUGAGGUGUAGUCACUUUUGAGCUCAAGUACACAAUACUAAUAUGAUACAAAUAUAAUAUUAUGUUUUUCCUAUUCAACAUGGGGCUUGAAAUGAUUGAAAUGCUUUCUAAAUAUAGUAACAAUCAAAUUAUAAACAACUUACUAUAAUAUUUAACCUAACUGUAAAUACAUAUGAUCAUACUUAGUGACAGUACAAAAUUGGCACCAUUUUGAUAAAACUGAUGAUGGUGCAUUUUCUGCCCAGCGACACACAAAUCAAAUCAAAUUUUAUUUGUCACAUACAUGUGUUUAGCAGAUUUUAUUGCGGGUGUAGCGAAAUGUUUGUGCUUCUAGCUCCGACAGUGCAGUAAUACCUAACAAGUAAUAUCUAACAAUUUCACAACAUAUACAGUGGGGAGAACAAGUAUUUGAUACACUGCUGAUUUUGCAGGUUUUCCUACUUACAAAGCAUGUAGAGGUCUGUACUUUUAAUCAUAGGUACACUUCAACAAAAAUCCAGAAAAUCACAUUGUAUGAUUUUUAAGUAAUUCAUUUGCAUUUUAUUGCAUGACAUAAGUAUUUGAUCACCUACCAACCAGUAAGAAUUCCGUCUCUCACAGACCUGUUAGUUUUUCUUUAAGAAGCCCUCCUGUUCUCCACUCAUUACCUGUAUUAACUGCACCUGUUUGAACUCGUUACCUGUAUAAAAGACACCUGUCCACACACUCAAUAAAACAGACUCCAACCUCUCCACAAUGGCCAAGACCAGAGAGCUGUGUAAGGACAUCAGGGAUAACAUUGUAGACCUGCACAAGGCUGGGAUGGGCUACAGGACAAUAGGCAAGCAGCUUGGUGAGAAGGCAACAACUGUUGGCGCAAUUAUUAGAAAAUGGAAGAAGUUCAAGAUGACGGUCAAUCACCUUCGGUCUGGGGCUCCAUGCAAGAUCUCACCUCGUGGGGCAUCAAUGAUCAUGAGGAAGGUGAGGGAUCAGCCCAGAACUACACGGCAGGACCUGGUCAAUGACCUGAAGAGAGCUGGGACCACAGUCUCAAAGAAAAUCAUUAGUAACACACUACGCCGUCAUGGACAAAAUCCUGCAGCGCACGCAAGGUCCCCCUGCUCAAGCCAGCGCAUGUCCAGGCCCGUCUGAAGUUUGCCAAUGACCAUCUGGAUGAUCCAGAGGAGGAAUGGGAGAAGGUCAUGUGGUCUGAUGAGACAAAAAUAGAGCUUUUUGGUCUAAACUCCACUCGCCGUGUUUGGAGGAAGAAGAAGGAUGAGUACAACCCCAAGAACACCAUCCCAACCAUGAAGCAUGGAGGUGGAAACAUCAUUCUUUGGGGAUGCUUUUCUGCAAAGGGGACAGGACGACUGCACCGUAUUGAGGGGAGGAUGGAUGGGGCCAUGUAUCGCGAGAUCUUGGCCAACAACCUCCUUCCCUCAGUAAGAGCAUUGAAGAUGGGUCGUGGCUGGGUCUUCCAGCAUGACAACGACCCGAAACACACAGCCAGGGCAACUAAGGAGUGGCUCCGUAAGAAGCAUCUCAAGGUCCUGGAGUGGCCUAGCCAGUCUCCAGACCUGAACCAAAUAGAACAUCUUUGGAGGGAGCUGAAAGUCUGUAUUGCCCAUCGACAGCCCCGAAACCUGAAGGAUCUGGAGAAGGUCUGUAUGGAGGAGUGGGCCAAAAUCCCUGCUGCAGUGUGUGCAAACCUGGUCAAGACCUACAGGAAUCGUAUGAUCUCUGUAAUUGCAAACAAAGGUUUCUGUACCAAAUAUUAAGUUCUGCUUUUCUGAUGUAUCAAAUACUUAUGUCAUGCAAUAAAAUGCAAAUUAAAUUACUUAAAAAUCAUACAAUGUGAUUUUCUGGAUUUUUGUUUUAGAUUCCGUCUCUCACAGUUGAAGUGUGCCUAUGAUAUAAAUUACAGACCUCUACAUGCUUUGUAAGUAGGAAAACCUGCAAAAUUGGCAGUGUAUCAAAUACUUGUUCUCCCCACUGUACCCUAUACACACAAAUCUAGUAAGUAAUGGCAUUUAAGAAUAUAUACAUAUAUGGACAAGCAAUGACAGUGGCAUGGACUAAGAUACAGUAGAAUAUUAUAGAAUAGAAUACAGUAUAUACAGUGAGGGAAAAAAGUAUUUGAUCCCCUGCUGAUUUUGUACGUUUGCCCACUGACAAAGACAUGAUCAGUCUAUAAUUUUAAUGGUAGGUUUAUUUGAACAGUGAGAGACAGAAUAACAACAAAAAAAUCCAGAAAAACGCAUGUCAAAAAUGUUAUAAAUAGAUUUGCAUAAGUAUUUGACCCCUCUGCAAAACAUGACUUAGUACUUGGUGGCAAAACCCUUGUUGGCAAUCACAGAGGUCAGACGUUUCUUGUAGUUGGCCACCAGGUUUGCACACAUCUCAGGAGGGAUUUUGUUCCACUCCUCUUUGCAGAUCUUCUCCAAGUCAUUAAGGUUUCAAGGCUGACGUUUAGCAACUUGAACCUUCAGCUCCCUCCACAGAUUUGCUAUGGGAUUAAGGUCUGGAGACUGGCUAGGCCACUCCAGGACCUUAAUGUGCUUCUUCUUGAGCCACUCCUUUGUUGCCUUGGCCGUGUGUUUUGGGUCAUUUUCAAUGCCCUGGCUGAGGGAAGGAGGUUCUCACCCAAGAUUUGACGGUACAUGGCCCCGUCCAUCGUCCCUUUGAUGCGGUGAAGUUGUCCUGUCCCCUUAGCAGAAAAACACCCCCAAAGCAUAAUGUUUCUACCUCCAUGUUUGACGGUGGGGAUGGUGUUCUUGGGGUCAUAGGCAGCAUUCCUCCUCCUCCAAACACGGCGAGUUGAGUUGAUGCCAAAGACCUCGAUUUUGGUCUCAUCUGACCACACCACUUUCACCCAGUUCUCCUCUGAAUCAUUCAGAUGUUCAUUGGCAAACUUCAGACGGCCCUGUAUAUGUGCUUUCUUGAGCAGGGGGACCUUGCGGGCGCUGCAGGAUUUCAGUCCUUCACGGCAGAGUGUGUUACCAAUUGUUUUCUUGGUGACUAUGGUCCCAGCUGCCUUGAGAUCAUUAACAAGAUCCUUCCGUGUAGUUCUGGGCUGAUUCCUCACCGUUCUCAUGAUCAUUGCAACUCCACGAGGUGAGGUCUUGCAUGGAGCCCCAGGUCGAGGGAGAUUGACAGGUCUUUUGUGUUUCUUCCAUUUGCGAAUAAUCGCACCAACUGUUGUCACCUUCUCACCAAGCUGCUUGGCGAUGGUCUUGUAGCCCAUUCCAGCCUUGUGUAGUUCUACAAUCUUGUCCCUGACAUCCUUGGAGAGCUCUUUGGCCUUGGCCAAUACUUUUUUCCCUCACUGUACAUAUGAGAUAAUAUUAUAGAAUAGAAUACAGUAUAUACAUAUGAGAUGAGUAGUGCAAUUCAAAAGAUGCCAUUCAAAAACCUGCUGGCUCGGUACAGCUUCAGCUUUAAGUACGAGGUAAUUUCGUCCCUCUGUGACCAGGAGAAAGUGGUCUUGUUUCAAUUCUACGGAAUGAUUUUGUAUUUUUUCCUGUUGAGAACUCUAAAUCCAUCUGAGAACAUCAACAGUGAGAUGAGACUACUGUGUUUGCUGCAAUCCCUAGAGUCUCCCAUUUCAUAUAUACUGUAAUAUUGUAAGCGCAGCUGCGAGGUUCACUGCCAGGGGAGUUCGGUCCUUUGUCUGGAUAGGCAUGAAAAUGUGACGUGGCGGAUGUGUUGUUGCCUACCCUCACCAUCUGGGGGCGUCCCGUUAGGAAGUCCAGGAUCCAGUUUCAGAGGGAGGUGUUCAGUCCCAUUGUCCUUAGCUGAUAAGCUUGGAGGGCAAUAUGGUGUUGAACGCUGAGAUGUAGUCAAUGAACAGCAUUCUCACGUAGUUGUUCCUUUUGUACAAGAGGGAAAGGGCGGUGUUGAGGCGGUAUGCAAAUUGAAAUGGGAUGAUGGUGUUGAUUUUGAGCCCUGACCAGCCUUUCAAAGCAUUUCAUGGCUACAGAUGUGAGUGCUACAGGGCGAUAGUCAUUUAGACAGGUUACCUUGGCAUUCUUGGGCACAGGGACUAUGGUGGUCUGCUUGAAACAUGUAGGUAUUACAGACUGGGUCAGGGAGAGGUUGAAAAUGUAAGUGAAGACACUUGCCAGCUGGUCAGCGCAUGCUCUGAGUACUCGUCCUGGUAAUCCGUCUGGCCCUGUGGCCUUGUGAAUGUUAACAGUCGUGCGGAACAGCUGGUGCUCUCACGCAUGGUUCAGUGUUGCUUGCCUCAAAGCAAGCAUAGAAGGCAUUUAGCUCGUCUAGUAGGCUCACGUCACUGGGUAGCUCGCGGCUGGAUUACCCUUUGUAAUCCGUGAUAGUUUGCGAGCUCUGCCACAUCUGACGAGCGUCAGAGCCGAAGUAGUAGGAUUCGAUCUGUAUUGUAGCUUUGCCUGUUUGAUGGUUCGUCGGAGGGCAUAGCGGGAAUUCUUAGAAGCGUCCGGAUUAGUGUCCUGCUUCUUGAAAGCGGCAGCUCUAGCCUUUAGCUCAGUGGGGAUGUUGCCUGUAAUCUAUGGCUUCUGGUUGGAAUAUGUACAUACAGUCACUGUGGGGAGGACGUCAUCGAUGCCCUUAUUAAUGAAGCCGGUGACUGAUGUGGUAAAUGCCAUCGGAUGAGUCCCAGAACAUAUUCCAGUCUGUGCUAGUGAAACAGUCCAGUAGCUUACCAUCCACUUCAUCAGACCACUUUCGUAUUGAGCGUGUCACUGGUACUUCCUGAGUUUUUUCACCUCUAGUUAGUGACAUGCUGGUAGAAAUGAGGUAAGACGUAUUUCAGUUUCCCUGCAUUAAAGUCACCGGCCUCUAUGGCCCUAUACAGCUCAUUGAGUGCAGUCUUAAUGCCAGCAUCGGUUUGUGGUGGUAAAUAGACAGCUACGAAAAAUAUAGAUGAGUUGCUGUGACUGUUAGUUAAAGGGAAGACUACAAACAAGCAUGCUCCCAGUUGAUGUAAGAUGCCGCCUAGGCUUAACUCCACCCUGCCUCCAUCACUAUCACCUUCUUCAUGUGUGUCUGCCUCGCCUCCAUUGAUUCUCGAUCAAUGACUGCGAUAGUAUCACCCCAUUGUCAUGAGCUCAGACUGAUAGUGUAACAAUCCCUGUCUGUCUGUCUGUCUGUCUGUCUGUCUGUCUGUCUGUCUGUCUGUCUGUCUGUCUGUCUGUCUGUCUGUCUGUCUGUCUGUCUGUCUGUCUGUCUGUCUGUCUGUCUGUCCCCAACAGAAAGCGUACUGUGGCCACUGCAGUGAAAGGAUAUGGGGGCUGGGGACGCAGGGCUACAAGUGUAUCAACUGCAAACUGCUGGUCCAUAAGCGCUGUCACAAACUCGUUCCUCUGACCUGCCAAAGGCAUAUGGUGAGUACCAUAGAAAUAGAAUCUCAUUCUAGUUCUGUGGUGAGUACUCUGGCCAAUCCGUCAUGUCAAAGCAUCGGAAGAACGUAUUACAUGGACACUUCACAUACUGCAGUGCAAAAGGCAUAUGGUGAGCUUAUAAAGGCUUUUUAGAGCAUUUAGAGUCUUCAUAAGCGCUUCAUAGAUACUUCAUAAACUUAAGUGAAUGUCUGAAUGAAUGAUUUGGGAGGGUGAAUGAGUAAUAUUUAACUGCUUUAGGUUGAAACAAUUUUCUUAGCAUUUGAACAAUUCAACUUGUUUAGAGUAAAAGAUCAAGGUGAUCAAUUAAAUUAUUCACAAGUCUAAAUUAAACAUUACUAUUGAUGUUCUAAUGUGUAUUUGUAACAUAAUGAAUGCUGUUCUGCCCCGAGCGGGGAUCGAACUAGCAACCUUCUGCACAACACAUACUGUAUAUAACUCAAAAAGCCAACUACCGUAGCCAACAGAGCAAAAUACUGGUCUGUCAUUUCAUGAGAAACAGUUCGCAAUGUACUCCAGCCAACAUGCUACGGGCAAGUUUCAAAUGGCACCCUUUUCCCUAUGUAGUGCACUACUUUUGACCAGGGCCCAUAGGCAAUAUGGUGUCAUUUGAGACACACCCAUACUGUAGUGUAUACUGAAACAUCACGUGGUUGAUCUCUAGUUACAGACUGCUAACAAACAGAAAGAAGCUAAGAGGUCCUUGCAAUCAGCCCAUUUGGCAUUACGAUUAGAGCUAGCCUCAAUAUGAAAGCCUGUGGACGUUCUUGUCAGGGACAAGCUAAAAGAAGGUGGAGGGUUCUGUGUCUGCACCACAUACUCUUAUGACUGGUGUCCCCCAGGGCUCGGUUCUAGGCCCUCUCCUCUUCUCUCUAUACACCAAGUCAUUCAGCUUCGUCAUAUCCUUACCUGGUCUCUCCUGUCAUUGCUAUGUGGAUGACACUCAACUGCUUUUCUCCUUCCCCCCUUCUGACACCCAGGCGGCGACACGCAUCUCUGCGUGCCCGGCAGAUAUCUCAGCUUGGAUGUCGGCCCACCACCUCAAGCUCAACCUCGACAAGACGGAGCUGCUCUUCCUCCCGUGGAAUGCCUGCCCGCUCAAAGACCUCUCCAUCACGGUUGACAACUCCACGUGUCCCCCCUCCCAGAGUGCAAAGAACCUUGGCGUGACUCUGGACAACAUGCUGUCAUUCUCUGCAAACAUCAAAGCAGUAACUCGCUCCUGCAGGUUCAUGCUCUACAACAUCCGUAGAGUACGGCCCUACCUCACACAGGAAGCAGCGCAGGGCCUAGUCCAGGCACUUGUCAUCGCCCAUCUGGACUACUGCAACUCGCUGUUGGCUGGGCUCCCCACUUGUGCCAUCAAACCCCUGCAACUUAUCCAGAACUCAGCCUUCCCAAGUUCUCCCAAGUCACCCCACUUCUCCGCACACUCCACGAAGCUCUCAUCCAUUACAAGACCAUGGUACUUGCCUACGAUCGAGGAACUGCCCCCUCCCCCCUAUCUUAAGAUAAAUGCACUAACUGUAAAUCGCUCUGGAUAAGAGCGUCUGCUAAAUGACUAACAUGUAAAUGUAAAGAUGGGUAUCUAAGCCGUUAGCCCUACAAUAGGCACGUUCAAACAGAGGCGGAGAAUCGAAACCGAAAGCCAAUAAUUUUCACUGGUGCCCACUUAGGGUAGUGUCAUUUCAGCCAAAUUAUUUACAAAAUAACAAAUUAAAUCCUAAAUAUCAAUUUUAAAUAAUAGCGUAUGCUAGCAAUGCUAGCACUGUAAAUUUACUUACUCUGCAUAAUUUGCGCUUCUGAAGAGGUAUGGAAGGGGUGGUUGUUUUUGAAAAAUCUACGUCUAGUGACAGCCAAUCAGAACAACGUGAGCGAGGCCUGGAAUCCAGGGCUAGACUACAGCAAACCUGGUGCCGAAAACCCAGUUCAAUAGUCAGAUGUAAUAAUAGGCUGUUUUCUUUAAUGUAAUCUGACGAUGCUCUAUCAACAAACACUUUGAUCCCCUUUGAAAAGACAAUGCCUCAUGGUUAGAACCGCAUUAAAAUUAUGUAUAUAAGUGCUUUGUCGUGAGAAAUAUGCAGACUUCUCAACUUUUGUGGUCUUUUAUUUUGUUGAAAAGAUACCUCCAUGUGCCUAAGAUGUCUAUCAACGUAGAACCUCUUUAAAACGGAAGCCUCUUCUUCCCAGUGUCUCCAAGGACCUAGUCAUGAUUUGUUUGAUACUCUUUUGGCAGCCUCAAAACCAUGUUGCGGCUAUUUGCCUGUCUUCUCUUGGCAGGAUCCAGUCAUGCCAUCACAGGAGCCCCCUUUAGAUGAGAAGAGUGAAGAGGUGGACCUCCCCCCUGAAGACACAGAGGAUACAGAUGGAAGUCAGUUCCUAUCAAAUAUUGUUUCUUUCAAUAUAGACAUAACGUGAGAAGUAGGAUUCUUGCCGUCUCAGUCUUGGUCUCAGUGCACUGGGUUUGAGUCUGGGCCUGUAUGUAAAAAGCAUAGUAUGGGGGUAGGGGUGCUGAUCUUUCUCAUUCAUUAUGAAAACGUAAAACUGAUCCUAGAUCAGCACUCCUGCCCCGAAAACACUUUGUGAAUACUCAUUUCAAAGGCUUUAAAGACACUAUUCAAUCAAAACCGAUAACUAGAUUUCCAGGUUUGUAAAAAAAAGAAACAAAGAAAAUAACUCAUGUUUGAAUCAGCAUGUUGUUUACAGACUGGUCCGAACGUUUACUUUCAAUGCACUAUUCUGCACAGCGCAAUUUUACAAAUAUGAAUUGAAGUCGGCCAUUGUCUUUCCAAGUGUGUGGUUUUUCUGCCAGAAUCAGCACCUUGAACAAGAUGCACUGCUGUGCACAGGGCCUUCACCUCUCUUUGUGCACUGGUUCUGUCCAGUCCAGUAUAGUCUAGUACUGUACAGUCCAGUACAGUAUAGUCCAGUAAAUUACAGUAUAGUCCACUACAGUAUAGUCCAGUAUAGUCCACUACAGUAUAGUCCAGUAUAGUCCAGUACAGUAUAGUCCAGUCCAGUAUAGUCCAGUAUAGUCCAGUCCAGUAUAGUCCAGUCCAGUAUAGUCCAGUACAGUAUAGUCCAGUCCAGUAUAGUCCAGUACAGUAUAGUCCAGUCCAGUCCAGUAUAGUCCAGUCCAGUAUAGUCCAGUAUAGUACAGUAUAGUCCAGUACAGUAUAGUCCAGUACAGUAUAUUGAUAGUACAGUAUAGUCCAGUAUAGUCCAGUACAGUAUAGUCCAGUCCAGUAUAGUCCAGUCCAGUAUAGUCCAGUAUAGUACAGUAUAGUCCAGUACAGUAUAGUCCAGUCCAGUCCAGUAUAGUCCAGUCCAGUAUAGUCCAGUCCAGUAUAGUCCAGUACAGUAUAGUCCAGUCCAGUAUAGUCCAGUAUAGUAUAGUCCAGUCCAGUAUAGUCCAGUACAGUAUAGUCCAGUCCAGUAUAGUCCAGUCCAGUAUAGUCCAGUACAGUAUAGUCCAGUAUAGUCCAGUCCAGUAUAGUCCAGUCCAGUCCAGUAUAGUCCAGUCCAGUAUAGUCCAGUAUAGUCCAGUAUAGUCCAGUACAGUAUAGUCCAGUACAGUCCAGUAUAGUCCAGUCCAGUAUAGUCCAGUAUAGUACAGUAUAGUACAGUACAGUAUAGUCCAGUACAGUAUAUUGAUAGUACAGUAUAGUCCAGUAUAGUCCAGUACAGUAUAGUCCAGUCCAGUCCAGUCCAGUAUAGUCCAGUCCAGUCCAGUAUAGUCCAGUCCAGUAUAGUCCAGUAUAGUCCAGUAUAGUCCAGUACAGUCCAGUAUAGUCCAGUCCAGUAUAGUCCAGUAUAGUACAGUAUAGUACAGUACAGUAUAGUCCAGUACAGUAUAUUGAUAGUACAGUAUAGUCCAGUAUAGUCCAGUACAGUAUAGUAACACUACUCACCAGUGACACCAGUGACCAGUAGGCUAACCUACUUGGGCAGAGGCAGCUCACUCUGCAGAUCAUGGUGCCCUCUGGUGGCCACAAGGGUGAACUACAUGUCCCACAAUGCUCCCUUGAUUAUGGGAGAAUCUCAAUUGCGUUUCCUUGAUUCCCCGCACCCUCUCUCCCGCCUACUUCUUAAAACCCAUUGGAUGAGGUCAGAGGUCCCUUCCCUCUGAUCUUCUCAUCCAAUGGGUUUUGAGAAGGAGGCGAGGAGAGAGGACUCAAGAAAUCAAGGAAAUACAAUUGAGAUUCUCCCAUGGACUCUUUCUCAAUGAAUCUUUCCUCGAUUCCUUGUAUCCUCUCUCCUUGUCUCCUCCUCAAAAUAAUUUUCAACCUUUUCCUUCCAAUAUGGUUGAGGAGGCGAGGAGAAAGGAUGCAAGGAAUCACGGAAAGAUGAAUUGAGAUGGAGCCAUGGAUUCUUGAGGAGUAGCCUGGUUGGUCCUCUGUAGAUCAGUUGGUAAAGCAUGGCCCUUGCAACUCCAGGAUAGUCGGUUUGAUUCCCGGGACCACCCAUACGUAAAAUGUAUGCACGCAUGACUGUAAGUGGCUUUGGAUAAAAACAUCUGCUAAAUAGCAUAUUAUACUGUAUAUUAUUAAAUGGAGAUGGCUUUAGACAAAAGAUCCUUAGGUUUUUAAUGCCCAGUCCUCACUGCAUAGAACCUUCCAUCACAACUCAGGUAACAAGUUGUUUCUCUCUUCAGUAACUUUCCUACCACACAGUCGCCAAGUGGACAAAGUGGAAAAGGACUCGAAGGUGAGUUUAUUCAGACACACAAAGUCAAUCAGUCAGUCAUGCAUUCUAUUAUGAUAUGGACAUAUGGAGUGUUCUGGUAUUCCAGAAUGUCAAAUAUUAUAUUCUGUUUGUAGAACACAGAACACAGAACAGGCAGCCCAUACUACACUUAAGAAAAAUAUAAACGCAACAUGUAAAGUGUUGGUCCCAAGUUUCAAUAGCUGAAAUAAAAGAUCCCAGAAAUGUUCCAUACGCACAAAAAUAUAAUUUAUCUCAAAUGUUGGGCACAAGUUAGUUUACAUCCCUGUUAGUGAGUAUUUCUCCUUUGCCAAGAUAAUCUAUCCACCUGACCGGUGUGGCAUAUUAACUUGCUGAUUAAUCAGCAUGAUCAUUACACAGGUGCACCUUAUGCUGGGGACAAUAAAAGGCCACUCUAAAAUGUGCAGUUUUGUCACACAACACAAUGCCACAGAGUGCAAUUGGCAUGCUGACUGCAGGAAUGUCCUCCAGAGUUGUUGCCAGAGAAUUGAAUGUACAUUUCUCUACCAUAAGCCGCCUCCAACGUCGUUUUAGAGAAUUUGGCAGUACGUCCAACCGGCCUCACAACCGCAGACCACGUGUAACCACACCAGCGGAGGACCUCCACAUCCGGCUUCUUCACCUGCGGGAGCGUCUGAGACCAGCCACCCGGACAGCUGAUGAAACUGAGGAGUAUUUCUGUCUGUAAUAAAGCCCUUUGUGGGGAGAAACUCAUUCUGAUUGGCUGGGCCUGGCUCCCCAGUGGGUGGGCCUGUGCCCAGUCUUGUGAAAUCCAUAGAUUAGGGCCUAAUGAAUUUAUUUAAAUUGACUGAUUUCCUUAUAUGAACUGUAACUCAGUAAAGUCGUUGAAAUCAUUGCAUGUUGCGUUUAUAUUUUUGUUCAGUACAUUUUAUUGGAUUUUCUCACACAAAAAUUUCACACAGGUUCUUAUAUGCGUAUCUUUUCAACACCUUAUAAUAUAAGAUGUUUUUAUAAUAUGUUAGCAUUUGUAUUUACAUGUCCAUGAUUCCAGCUCUAUGUCUAUAACCAUAAGGUUUUCCUGCAAACCUGGCGAAAACCUUCGGAUCGAAAACGUUGCACUUUUAAUAAACAACAGGGGCAUUGAACAGUGUGCUGGUAUCUGGCUCUUUUCUAACAUUCCUUUCCCAUCCAAACCCCCCUUACAGGACAUCAAAGCGGUGGUGGACGGGAUCGACGGCAUCAAGAUCUCCCAGGAGAUGGCGCUGGGCCUGGGGGACUUCGACCUGAUCCGGGUGAUCGGCCGCGGCAGCUACGCCAAGGUGCUGCUGGUGCGACUCAAGAAGAAUGAACAGAUAUACGCCAUGAAGGUGGUCAAGAAGGAACUGGUUCAUGACGACGAGGUGAGAGGGAGGGAGGGAGGGAGGGAGGGAGGGAAGGGGGAGGAGGAGAGAGAGGGAGGGGGGAGGAGGAGAGAGAGGGAAGGGGGAGGAGGAGAGAGAGGGAAGGGGGAGGAGGAGAGAGAAAGAGAGAGGUGAAAAGAGGAGAGGAUCUGGAGUAGAGUAGAGGGAGGGUCCAUGGAAGCGGGGGAUUAAAUGAGAAAAACAAGAGAAGAGAACUGGAAAAAACAUGAGGAGGUGUGAUGGAGGGAUGAGGAAGACAGGAAGUUAUUGUAAAGUAAAUUGGCCUCAACGAGGAAAAUUAGGAGUCAAAUGGAUAUAAAGACAGGGAGAAGAACUGAGGAAAUACGUAAGGAGUGUAGAGGGAAGAUUAAAUAAAAAACGGAGGUUGAUGAGUUUGAAGAAUUAUUGAGCGAUAUUAUAGUUUCCACCUCUAGGUGGGGCUAUGGUGUUACUAUUAUGCCUAGCACACAUCUGACAGAACUACUACAGAGGGCGAGGACAGGUGUUUGUGAUUUGAUUAUCCUCUAAUCAUAGAGAGAGAAGCCUCUCUUGGCUCGUAAAUAUUUGAGCUCUUCAAGUUUCAAUGUAUAACUCAGAGACAGACAACACUUCAACCAAUUAUUCUUGUGGAGAAGACCAUUCCUUCUAAAGCAUUUUACAUGUUAGGCAUUUAGUAGACGCUCUUAUCCAGAGCAACUUACAGUAGUGAGUACAUACAUUUUCGUACUGGUCCCCUGUGGGAAUCGAACCCACAACCCUGGCUUAGCAAGCGCCAUGCUGUACCAACUGAGCCACACGGGACCAGUCAACACUCAACAUGCUGUUAAAGGGGCAAUACAGGAUUGGUACAUAAAGUGGUUACAUUUCUCCUGCUCCAUCCCUCAACCGUUUACCAAAAGCAGUGGCGGGGUGGCUGCUUUGUUUGCCCUUUUUCAUGGAAUUAUGUCUGUGUUAUCUUACACCGUACGGCCCGUUCAGUGAUUUUAUAGAUCUCUCAUUAUCGAUCUCUCUAUAUAUAUCUCUCAUUAUCGAUCUCUCUUUAUAUAUCUCUCAUUAUCGAUCUCUCUUUAUAUAUCUCUAAUUAUAGAUCUCUCCCAAUGUUUUUAGUGGGGAUCACACCGUAACGAUUCUAUAUAUUUAUGAAUGCAUAUACAAUAUGUGGUUACAUUUUAUUUGUCACAUGCUUCGUAAACAACAGGUGUAGAUAACAGCACAGUGCCAGGCUUAGCCAAGCAAAGCCUGGCCCAGAUGUCAGACAGACGUCAGAGACAGACAGACAGACAGACGGACGGACGGGUGUGUUUACAUAUUAAAACCUUUUACUGCAGUGGGCUAAAUCAGGGUCAGUUUAAAAAAAAAUCUACUUUGAAACAAAAGUAUACACCUCACACACAUGGUUAUGGUCUUUAAAAAAGAAGACACCUGUACCAUGUCAGAUAUAGAGUUGAAAUGUAUUACGUUUUGAGUUUGCAUCCCAAUAUUACACUUUAUAUACAUCACAGAAGACUGAAAUAUAACAAAACCGUUUGACAUAAAAACACCAGAUUUUCGGCAGUUUUUUUUUAAAGGAUGUUUAUUAUGAAAAAUAUUAAUAACAUUCUACCCAUGAUGCCACUAGAGGGCGAUUUGGUCAUUUGACUGCAGGAAAGGGUUUAAAGGGGUCACUGCUGGCCAUGUUUUGGGCCUGAUGAGGAAUGGGAGGGUAUUUUAGGAGACAGUACCUGGCCUGGGUUCAGCCUAGUCAGUCCCUGGGAGUCAGUCCCUGGCCUGGGUUCAGCCUAGACAGUCCCUGGGAGUCAGUCCCUGGCCUGGGUUCAGCCUAGACAGUCCCUGGGAGUCAGUCCCUGGCCUGGGGUCAGCCUAGUCAGUCCCUGGGAGUCAGUCCCUGGCCUUGGUUCAGCCCAGUCAGUCCCUGGGAGUCAGUCCCUGGCCUUGGUUCAGCUUAGUCAGUCCCUGGGAGUCAGUCCCUGGCCUGGGUUCAGCCUAGACAGUCCCUGGCCUGGGGUCAGCCUAGUCAGUCCCUGGGAGUCAGUCCCUGGCCUGGGUUCAGCCUAGACAGUCCCUGGCCUGGGGUCAGCCUAGUCAGCCCCUCGGCUUGGUGCUCUGUCCCUUUCAGGGCAGCCAAGGCUACCAGCCAAGGCAGCCAAGGCCCAGCUUUAAGAAAGAAGCAGCAAAAUGGCCGCCCAGCCAAAGCCAGACAGGUUGCUAUCAUAGAUAUAGAACCUAGAGGGUGCGCCUCCAAUCUUUGCCAUUGAUCCAUAGAGAUGUAAAGAGGGCACACUGCCGAUUGCCAUUGAUAGCUUCUGUGACAACAAGGCCAGAACCACUGAAGGCUAGCUCCAUUUUAAAGUAGUGAAUUAUGUAUUUGUUCUUUGUGUAUUUCUAUGAGUUGAUUGACAGUUGGUAAACAACAGGGAUAAAGCCAUAGAGAUGGAUAGAUAGUGGACAGACCCACCCACCCAAACACUAGACCCACCCACCCAAACACUUUCAGAAGAGAAAGUAUAAGGUCACGUCCUGGAAAAGCAACAGAUGUCUGUCUUCAUCUGUGACUUCCCAGUGCAAUCACAGCUAGAGCUCUGUAAUCUUCUUACCGUCUGUUGGCACUGGCCUGGGCUUGCCAAUUAAUUGCUCUCUGACCUCCAGGGGACCCCAUUGAUUUUGUUAGUCACUCUCACUCAGAUAUCAUAUUAACAUAAGUCAUGGCAAAAUGUGUAGAAUUGCUGAAAAUUAGCUUUAAAACUGCAAAGAUUUCUCUCCACCCCAUUGCAAAAAUUGGUAGAAUUGCAGGAAAUUAGCUGCAAAACGGCCCCAAAAAAAUCCAUGCCCCAUGGUAAAAUGUGUAGAAUUGCAGGAAAUUAACAUUAAAACCAGAUUUUUUUCUCUACGCUCUAAAAAAUGUUGCCCGCAGGGUGGGGGGUCCCCCAACCAAAUCUCGCUAAUGGGUCUCAAAAGGGUACAUGUGUUCAUGAGCUUGGGUCCCAGGAAAACACUGAAUUUCUCAUUUGUGUCCCAGGCUGAAAAAAUUGAAGAACCCCUGGGUUAAAGGGCUGUUUGAGGAACUUAGAGUGGAGCUCCUCAUUUUACCUGUUACAUCUAGGUGGCAAUUGUGUGAUUUGGACGUUGUUUAUUUGACAUGCAUGAAUGUUUUAGUGUGAUGUUCAUACAUACUGUCCUUCUUUUUACUUCUUCAUUUGCCAGAGGAAGAGAAAACAUAAGGUGCCUCUUUCUCUAACUAGUGGUCCUAUUUGUGAUUGGCCCCCUUAGUUCUCCCUUAUUCCUUAGCAUUAGAUUAUAGUCCAGUUGUACUAUCAAGUAAUGACCUGAAAUUAAUGCCGUAGCAUGUACACACUGAAACGUUCCUUCAACUGUGUAUUUUUGAGAUACUUAUUCAUCCCAUAUUUUCCAUGUAUGUCUGUGUUCCAUUUCUUCUGUUUUAUGCCUUCUAUUUUAUUCAUUGGAAAGUAGACAGUUUAAGUCAUCAGUAGGGUAACUACUAUCUACGUCAUAACCUAAAUUGGAUACAUUUUCUAGUCAAUUUACUCAGUCUUUCCUUGUUCAUUUAAAGGUAGUCUAAUCUAAAGGGUUGAUACCAGUACGGCAGAAAUCCAUUGGGUGGAAUAUAGUGGCUUAGAGAAAAUAAUGUUAUUGUACAUGUAUUGUACUGAGCAAUGAGAAAUUAAGAAAAUGGCUGCUUUGUGUUGUGAUGUCCUCUGGGGAACUGAGUUGACAGCACAGAUACAUGAAAGGCAGAGCAGGUAGUCUGUCUGCUAUGACAUGAUUCUGCUACUGUAUGGAUACAAACAAUGGUUGCUAAUGUGUUGUCUUCUCAACUCUCUCCGCUCUCUUCUCUAAUCAAAAAGAAAAGAGAGGAGGGAGGGAGAGAGAGGAGAGAGAGAAGAGGGAGGGAGAAAGAGAGAGCGAAGAGAGGUAUAGACAGAGAGGAGAGAGGAGAGAAGAAGAAGAGAAAGAAGAGAGAGAAAGAGAGGAUAGGUUCUCUCUCUCUCUCUCUUCUUCUCUCGCGCUCUCUCUCUCUCCUCCUCCCUCUUCUUCUCUCGCGCUCUCUCUCUCUUCCCCUCCCCGUCUCUCUCUCUUCCUCUCUCUCUCUCUCUCUCUCUCUCCUCUCUCUCGCUCUUCUCUCUCUUCUCUCUCCACUGAUCUCUCGUUCCCUCUCUCGCUGAUUCUCUCUGUUUCCCCAACAGGACAUCGACUGGGUGCAGACAGAGAAGCAUGUGUUUGAGCAGGCGUCUACCAAUCCGUUUUUAGUGGGCCUUCACUCCUGCUUUCAGACAGAGAGCCGGUAAGAGGCAGACAGAGCGUAUGUCCCAAAUGACACCCUAUUCCCUAUUUAGUGCACUACUUUUGACCAGAACCCUAUGGGCCUUGGUCAAGAGUAGUGCACUAUGUAGGAAAUAGGGUGCCAUUUGGGACGAGCCCAGAUUCCAACAUGUUGCUUUUUUACAUUGAGAAUGUGUUCUGAAUGACAUACCGUGGCUAAAUAAAGGUAAAAUGUAUACAUAUUUCUGUAGUCGUCCCACUGGCCUUGGAACUAGGCAACUUAAUCGCUCACCAUUAGACCUCUGUUCAUUUUCAGUGUGAAGUAAGAAACUACGGAGCUGUGGCUUCUGUGAAUAGUGACGCAUUCAAUGACAGACUUCUCAUUGUAACUUAAGAAAUGUACAGUGGUAGUCAAUUACAGGUAGGCCAUGAGAGUGUUUACCGGAAGACCAUGAACCAUGACCAGUAAAACCAAACACAAUGUUAAGAGGCAUUGGGGACAGUCAUUUUUACCCAGGCUUUUUUUACUGGGGGUUUUUAGCUCAAAAAUUACUUUUGUGUAAAAUAAUUCACCAAGUUUCACGAAGACAUUGAUUGUUACAAAGAACUUAAGCAAGAUAAAUUAUAAUUCAAUUGAAUUGGCAUUCAAUUUCCAUGCAGCCUCCCCUUGUACAAUGACAAUACUUGACUAUUAUUUGGGAAAAUGGCAAUCUUGGUGCAAGGGCCACAGGCUACGUUCGACCUUCAAACUCCAUACUCCCAAGUAUGUUUGUUUCCGAAUGUCUUCUCCUUCCCUGUUAUUCCGAUUAUAGGUUAUUUCUCGUGAUCGAGUACGUCAACGGAGGGGAUCUGAUGUUUCAUAUGCAACGGCAACGGAAACUACCAGAAGAACAUGCGAGGUAAACAAACAAACAGACAUCCUCCUCCAGUUCCUCCGGUACUUCAACAGCAUACGGAUAGAACCCGUCAAUCAACCCUCAUGGCUCUCUGCCAUUUCCGCUAUAAACUUAUCAAAUCAAAUUUUAUUUGCCACAUGCGCCGAAUACAACAGGUGUAGACAUUACAGUGAAAUGUUACUUAGCACUUAACCAACAAUGCAGUUUUUAAGUUAAAAAAAAGCUAAUAAUUAAAGAGCAGCAGUAAAAUAAAAUAACAGUAGGGAGGCUAUAUACAGGGGGUACCGGUGCAGAGUCCAUUUGUUUUGAGGAGGAAUAGGCCCUAUUAGCAUCCCAACAUGAUGGGCACAUCGGUGAAGUGGAUGAAGUUGGCGGUAUCGCCGUAUUCUCAAGUCCCAAUCUCUCAGUUCAUCGCCACCGUCCUCUCUCUCUCUCUCUCUCUCUCUCUCUCUCUCUCUCUCUCUCUCUCUCUCUCUCUCUCUCUCUCUCUCUCUCUCUCUCUAUUGCACAUGGAAUUUAACAAAGUGAGGGACAAGGAGAGGCCGAGACACUUCCUGAAAUAGCAUCGCUGAAGCUGUACGAUGACACGCAAGCAGGCAGCCCUCAUAAUUGGAUUUCGGUUAAGUUGACGUGGGGCUUGUUUUUUUCUCGUACAGAGAGUGCUGUUCAGGGAGAAACUGGCCUGGAACAGAAACAGCCUGUGAUUAGUAGAUUGGCACUAUUUUGGGGCGGCUGCUGCAAAACCACUUUGAUUUACUUUACUAUAUCUUAGGAUCUCCUGUUUUGUUCCUAUUUUUUUUCCGGAUAAAGCUACUCUCCGUUUGACAGUCUGUUAGCGUUUCCGUGGAAGGGCAAGUCGAACAAAAUUCUCCUGACGUGCUCUUUUGAAGAAAAAAUGAUCAUUACGUUGGCAAAAUAUAAUUAGCGCUCAUAAUUCAUUGUGCCUGUCUAUGUAGUUUCUCGGAGCACGCUGGUGAUAAACUUGGAUCAAAGGCAGGAUAUUUUAGAGAGGCAAGGGCCCCCACUGGCUCUCCAUCUGUAUGCAGUGGGCCCCAGCCCCGUCCAUGCACAGCGGCAUGGUUAUCACCGAUAAUGAUGGUACAUAUUCAUGAGGCAUGCUCUGAGAGGUCCCUGGGUGGGUUCCCCUGAGGGGGACGAUGGUGGAGGUGGUGAUGGUGGAGCUGACAAGAUGAAUGCACAACACCCAACACGCAACACUGCUCAGUGAAGCGCUGCUCUCUCUCAGUGCACUCUUUCUCUCUCUUUCUCUCUCUCUCUCUCUCUCUCUCUCGCUCUCUCUGUGCCCUCUCUCUCUCUCUGUGCCCUCUCUCUCGCUCCCUCUCUCUCUCUAUGUGCCCUCUCUCUUUCAAUUCAAUUCAAUUUCAAUUCAAUUUCAAUUCAAUUUAAGGGCUUUAUUGGCAUGGGAAACGUAUGUUAACAUUGCCAAAGCAAGUGAAGUAGAUAGUAAACAUUACACUCAGAAGUUCCAAAAGAAUAAAGACAUUUCAAAUGUCAUAUUAUGUCUAUAUACAGUGUUGUAACAAUGUGCAAAUAGUUAAAGUACAAAUGGGAAAAUAAAUAAACAUAAAUAUGGGUUGUAUUUACAAUGGUGUUUGUUCUUCACUGGUUGCCCUUUUCUUGUGUCAAAAGGUCACAUAUCUUGCUGCUGUGAUGGCACACUGUGAUUUUUCACCCAGUAGAUAAGGGAGUUUAUCAAAAUUGGGUUUGUUUUCAAAUUCUUUGUGGAUCUGUGUUAUCUGAGGGAAAUAUGUGUCUCUAAUAUGGUCACACAUUUGGCAGGAGGUUAGGAAGUGCAGCUCAGUUUCCACCUCAUUUUGUGGGCAGUGUGCAUAUAGCCUGUCUUCUCUUGAGAGCCAGGUCUGCCUACGGCGGUCUUUCUCAAUAGCAAGGCUAUGCUCACUGAGUCUGUAUAUAGUCAAAGCUUUCCUUAAGUUUGGGUCAGUCACAGUGGUCAGGUAUUCUGCCACUGUGAACUCUCUGUUUAGGGCCAAAUAGCAUUCUAGUUUGCUCUGUUUUUUUGUUAAUUCUUUCCAAUGUGUCAAGUAAUUCUCUUUUUCUUUUCUCAUGAUUUGGUUGUAUCUAAUUGUGUUGUUGUUGUUGUUGUCCUGGGGCUCUAUGGGGUCUGUUUGUGUUUGUGAACAGAGCCCCAGGACCAUCUUACUUAGGGGACUCUUCUCCAAGUUUAUCUCACUGUAGGUGAUGGCUUUGUUAUGGAAGAUUUGGGAAUCGCUUCCUUUUAAGUGGUUAUAGAAUUUAACGGCUCUUUUCUGGAUUUUGAUAAUUAGCGGAUAUUUUUGCAGAAUUCUGCAUGCAGAGUCUCAAUUUGGUGUUUGUCCCAUUUUGUGAAUUAUUGGUUGGUGAGCGGACCCCAGACCUCACAACCAUAAAGGGCAAUGGGUUCUAUACUGAUUCAAGUAUUUUUAUCCAGAUCCUAAUUGGUAUGUCACAUUUUAUGUUCCUUUUGAUGGCAGAGAAGGCCCUUCUUGCCUUGUCUCUCAGAUCGUUCACAGCUUUGUGGAAGUUACCUGUGGCGCUGAUGUUUAGGCCGAGGAAUGUAUAGUUUUUUGUGUGCUCUAGGGCAAGUGUCUAGAUGGAAUUUGUAUUUGUGUUCCUGGCAACUGGACCUUUUUUGGAACACCAUUAUUUUUGUCUUACUGAGAUUUACUGUCACGGCCCAGGUCUGACAGAAUCUGUGCAGAAGAUCUAGGUGCUGCUGUAGGCCCUGCUUAAUUGGUGACAGAAGCACCAGAUCAUCAGCAAACAGUAGAGAUUUGACUUCAGAUUCUAGUAGGGUGAGGCCGGGUGCUGCAGACUAUUCUAGUGCCCUCGCCAAUUCGUUGAUUUAUAUGUUGAAGAGGGUGGGGCUUAAACUGCAUCCCUGUCUCACCCCACGGCCCUGUGGAAAGAAAUGUGUGUGUUUUUUGCCAAUUUUAACCACACACUUGUUGUUUGUGUACAUGGAUUUUAUAAGGUUGUAUGUUUUUCCCCCAACCCCACUUUCCAUUAAUUUGUAUAGCAGACCCUCAUGCCAAAUUGAGUCAAAACUUUUUUUGAAAUCAACAAAGCAUGAAAAGACCUUGCCUUUGUUUAGUUUGUUUGUCAAUUAGGGUGUGCAGGGUGAAUACGUGGUCUGUCGUAUGGUAAUUUGGUAAUAAAAAAACCAAUUUGACAUUGCUCAGCACAUUGUUUUCAUGAGGAGGAAAUUAGCUAGUCUGCUGUUAUGAUACUGCAGAGGAUUUUCCCCAAGGUUGCUGUUGACGCAUAUCCCACGCUAGUUAUUGGGGUCAAAUUUGUCUCCACUUUUGAGGAUUGGGGUGAUCAGUCCUUGGUUCCAAAUAUUGGGGAAUAUGCCAGAGCUAAGGAUGAUGUUAAAGAGUUUUAUAGCCAAUUGGAAUUUGUGGUCUGUGUAUUUUAUCAUUUCAUUGAGGAUACCAUCAACCCCACAUGCCUUUUUGGGUUGGAGGUUUGUAUUUUGUCCUGUAGUUCAUUCAAUGUAAUGGAGAAUCUCUCGUGCUGUCUCUUCAAGAGGGGGAGAGAGAGAGGAGCGAGAGGGAGAUAGCAGCGAGGCGCGGGCGUUUCAGGUGCGAGGGCGGGCUUUCUCUCCUUCUAGUUCUCUUUCCCUCUCCCUCUCCCUCUCCCCCUCUCUCUCUCUCUCCCUCUCUCUCUCUCUCUCUCUCUCUCUCUCUCUCAGUGCACUCUUUCUCUCUCGCUCACCCCAAUCCACAAAAGUGGAGACAAAUUUGACCCCAAUAAUUACCGUGGAACAUGCGUCAGCAGCAAUCUCAUAAAAAUCCCCUGCAGUAUAAUCAACAGCAGACUCCAACAUUUUCUCAGUGAAACAAUGUCCUGAGCAAAUGUCAAAUUGGCUUCUUACCAAAAUACCAUACGACAGACCCCGCACACACUUAUUGACAAACAAACAAAACAAAACGAAAGUGAAGUCUUCUCAUGCUUUGUUGAUUUAAAAAAUGCUUUUGACUCAAUUUGGCAUGAGGGUCUGCUAUGCAAAUUGAUGGAAAGCAGUGUUGGGGGAAACCAUAUGAAAUUAUAAAAUCAAUGUACACAAACAACAAGUGUGCUGUUAAAAUUGGCAUUAAACACAGAAUUCUUUCCUCAGGGCCGUGGGGUGAGACAGGGAUGCAGCUUGAGCCCCACCCUCUUCAACAUAUAUAAUGUCAAAAUCAAUGAAUUGGCGAGGGCACUAGAACAGUCGGCAGCACCUGGCCUCACCCUACUGGACUCAGAAAUCACCUAGAGAUGCACCUAGAGAAGUGUCGCCUCAGUCAGCUGGUUCUGGUGCUCUGUUCAUAAACACAAACCAGACCCCACAGAGCACUAGGACAGAAACACAUUUAGACCCAACCAAAUUAUGAGAAAGCAAAAAGAUAACUAUUUGACACACUGGAAAGAAUCAACCAAAAAACAGAGCAAAUUGGAAUGCUAUCUGGCCCUAAACAGAGAGUACACAGUGGCAGAAUACCUGACCACUGUGACUGACCCAAACUUUAGGAAAUCUUUGACUAUGUACAGACUCAGUGAGCAUAGCCUUGCUAUUGAGAGAGGCCGCCAUAGGCAGUCCUGGCUCUCAAGAGAAGACAGGGUAUGUGCACACUGCCCACAAAAUGAGGUGGAAACUGAGCUGCACUUUCUAAUCUCCUGCCAAAUGUAUGACCAUAUUAGAGACACAUAUUUCCCACAGAUCACACAGACCCACAAAGAAUUUGAAAACAAAUCAAAAAUUGAUAAACUCCCAUAUCUGUUAGGCGAAAUACCUCAGUGUGCAGUCACAUCAGCAAGAUUUGUGGCCCGUUGCCAUGCGAAAAGGGCAACUAGUGGAGCACAAAAAACAUUGUAAAUACAAGCUAUAUUUAUCUGUUUAUUUAUUUUCCCUUUCAUACUUCAACUAUGUACACAUUGUUACAACAUAGCCAAUAAUAUAACAUUUAAAAUGUCUAUAUUCUUUUAAAACUUUUGUGAGUGUAAUGUUUACCCUUGCUUAUUUCCCUUUUGUUUGUCUAUUCCAUUUGCUUUGGCAAUGUAAACAUAUGUUUUCCAUUCCAAUAAAGCCCUUUGAAUUGAAUUGAAUUGAAUUGAAUUGAAUUGAUAGAUAGAAAGAGAGAGCACAGAGGGAGAGAGCACAGAGGGAGAGAGCACCCCACAGGGGAAAAAGAAGGCUAUAGUGCACCAGAGAAAUCAAUACCAUUUAAGCCCACCACGUCUCGCCAUGCCAAAUGUUAGACAGAGAAUGUGAAUAUAAAAAAAAUAAUCACCUAUUAAUUAGAAACUACUUCCUGUAUAAAAAAUAUACAUACAACCGUAUAUGUUGGUUUCAGGAUGGUUUCUACGUGGUCGAAGGUCAGAAUGGAACUGUAAGUUGUACAAACUGUGUGACGAAGUCUGUUGGCUGGGAACUCUCUGAAGAAGGAAAAGCAUGUCUGAAUGAAUCCCUAUCUCCUUUCAGAUUCUAUGCUGCUGAAAUUUGUAUCGCUCUGAAUUUCCUGCACGAAAAGGGAAUCAUCUACCGAGAUUUGAAACUGGACAAUGUCCUCUUGGAUCACGAGGGACACAUCAAGCUCACAGACUACGGGAUGUGCAAGGUGAGACACUCAGAACUACUCUACUGUAUACUGUUAUAGGACUGCUGAACUGUUACCUCUGUGGGACUUCUCAUUCAUUAUGUAGAAGUGGAUCAAUACACUAGGCAUCGAAAGUCUCUCUCUCUUUUCUCUUUCUCUCGCUCGCUUUCCUACCAUGUUUCUCUGUUAUCUCAUCCUCCGUCUCUCUUCAUCUUUAACUAUCUCUUGCUUUCUCUCUCCAUGCUUCUCUGUUAUCUCAUCCUCCCUGUCUCUCUCCAUCUUUAACUCUCUCUCUCUCUCUCUCUCUCUCUCUCUCUCUCUCUCUCUCUCUCUCUCUCUCUCUCUCUCUCUCUCUCUCUCUCUCUCUCUCUCUCUCUCUCUCUCUCUCUCUCUCUCUCUCUCCAUGUUUCUCUCUCCUCCUCCAUCUCUCCCCUCUAUCAGGAGGGCAUCAGACCUGGAGACACAACCAGUACAUUCUGUGGAACCCCCAACUACAUCGGCCCUGAGAUCCUCAGAGGGGAAGACUACGGUGAGUCCCUCCCGUCAACAACACAUACAUGGAGGAAAUGGGGAGAACUCUGGGAAUUUGCCUUUUAGAAACUCCAAACAAAAAGUGAAAAUAAUGAACAGAUCUCUGUCAUUACCAAACUAUUGCUGUCAUUACCAUACUAUUGCUGUCAUUACCAAACUAUUGCUGUCAUUACCAAACCAUUGCUGUCAUUACCAAACUAUAGCUGAAUCUAACCAAGAUGGCUGAAGGUUGUCUGUCGUCUCUCUCCAGGGUUCAGUGUUGACUGGUGGGCAUUAGGCGUGCUCAUGUUUGAGAUGAUGGCCGGGAGGUCCCCGUUCGACAUCAUCACUGACAAUCCUGACAUGAACACAGAGGAGUACCUCUUCCAAGGUGAGAGAGCCCUCUACUACAGUUUUGAAGUGGAUUAAUAACAGCGCUUCUUACCUAAUGUCUCAAAGUGCUUCACAUUGUUAAGUGUGACGUCCACUACUACUACGCGAUAUGUAGCACCCACCUGGGUGAUGCAUGGUGGCCAUUUUGUGUCAAAAACAACAAAUGCUCUAUCCACAUUGGCUACUCACUCCUCCACUCAAGGGCAUGAUUAUUCAGGAUAGCAGUACUUCAUAUGUCUUUAAAUGUCAUACUGUGUAUUUUGGUGCUCCAAACCCCCUCAGGCAGCACACAAACACACCACGUCUCUCAAUACAUUACUCAUUUAUUUAUGUAUUCUGUGUUAUAAAUCGAUAAAGAUUUGCACAUAAAAAACAAGUAUGAGACAUUCGGACAGCUGGAGCAAUACCACAGGAGAGCUAAUUGCUUCUUGUAUGACAUAUUUGUAGGCUACCAGACGUGUUAAGCCAUAUAAAUAUAAUUGAUUCAAUGGUGAUGCCCAUUCUGGUUAUUUUAUUUGUAUGUGUUAUACUGUACUACAACCCACCCCAUACCCUGCUGGAGCGAACAUUCCUCCAUACCUCCCCCCAGUCUCUCUCCACCGUACACACCUAUGGCAGCUUGGGCAUGGGCACUGAAACCCAUGGGCAUCUGCCAGCCCUUUGGUUUUCCUCACGCCCCCACAGGGCAAGCAGCAUGCUCCUGGAUGCCACCUCGCUAGCGGAAACCAACCCCUCUCUCCGUAGGGGGUGACCAGCCUUAUGUCAUCACCCUGACCAGUGCCAACCUCACCCUGGGCAACCCUGGCACACAUGCCAACCCCCAGAACCAUAGACUGACAAACAGAGUUUAGGGUUGGCAUGGUGGUAUCCAAAGUUCCACGACAAUCAGGUUCUUGCGUUUAGGUUCUAAGCUAGUGAGAAUGUUAGUGUCAUGGAACAUUUGGUGCCAACCUGGUGGUGGAUAGUAUUUGGCCAAGCUCUCUCUCUCUCUCUCUUUCUCUCUGUCUGUCUGUCUGCCUUUCCAUCCAUACUAUGCUACACUGUACCAUACUCUACCUCUCCCCAACCCUUCCUUCUGGCGACCACUAGACACAUCACCAUCAGUGUUCCUAACCCCUAACCCUGGCCCCAGGCCCCUGGCCCCAGGCCCCAGAUAGUGGCCCCAGAAAUCUGUCAUUCUGCCCUUGAGCAAGGCAGUUAAACCCCCACAACAACAGCUCCCCGGGCGCUCAAUGUGGCAGCCCCCCAACACACCUCUCCGUUUCAGAGGGGUUGGGUUAAUAGCAGAAGUCAAGUAUCGGUUGGACAGUAAAAAUAAAUGUAAUUGAAUUUAAACCCUAACGCUGGUGUUUACCCUAACCCGGGGUGCCAUCAACAUCACAAAUAGAGUCUACGUCCCAAAUGGCACUGGUCAAAAGUAGUGUACCAGAUAGGGACUAGGGUGCCAUUUGGUACACAGCCAGAGACUGAUCCAGUUAUCAUUUCAUUAGGACUCAGCGUAAACAAACAGAUCAGAGAGGAAGAAGAGGAGGAUAAACAGCACUCUUUACUCUUCCGUCUCUAAUCUGUUCAUCAGAGAGCCAGGGAAGUUAAACUGCGUUGCGUCUGCCUCGUCUGCUCCUAGACACGCAAUGUUUGUUAUGACUGCAGGGGGUGGGGUUUGAGGCCAAUCAAGGAUUUACUUGACCCGACAGAGAAUACGUCCCAAUAAUCUGUCCUUUCUCCUGAAGUGUGCACUUGUACACUUCCCUUUAUGGAUUUAACAGGAAAUAAGAAACUCCAUGUAGCCCAUGCCUACACCAAUCCCAUUUCUAUUUAUUUAUAUAUGUGGGGAGGAAUGAACAUGUGCACGGCUCAGGAGGAAGGAGAGAUUAUAGGGACAUACCCAGAGUGUCAGUGGGUCCAACUAACCAACAAGGUCAGCUGCUACGCAAUACCACCAAACUGUUUCCCACUGUGGAAAACAGAACUUGCUGUACUACAGUGGGGCGGUACACUGGUGUGUCGAGCCUGUAUCCAGCCUGUGUGCCACGAGUCUCAAGGCGGCACACGACUGAAGCAGUCACAGAAGAGCCUCCUCCUCUCUCUACUCCUCUCUCCUCCUCCUCCCCUUCAGCUCAUACGCAGCAGACACGGGCAGGUUGGAUGGUGAAUCACCAAUUGUUUGCCUCCCUCCCUCCGCAGGAUUGUCCUCCCUCUCUCUUUCUCAUGCAUUCUCUCUCUCUCUGUCUUCUCCACACAGUUAUUCUGGAAAAAACAAUUCGCAUCCCAAGGUCUCUGUCGGUAAAGGCUGCCAGCGUGCUGAAGGGCUUUUUAAACAAGGUGAGAGAAGGACACUGUAGUGUUCACCAAGUGCGUCCAAUAAAGCGUCUCCCUCCCUCCCCCUCAGUGAAAUCAGCCUGUGUAGGAACGUGGCCAAGACACUAUUAGGACAGCACCAUGACAGCCAUUCUGUGAAGGCCAUAUCCAUUUGGCCGAGAGACAGAGAGUGUGUGUGUUUGUGUGUGUGUUAUGGAUGUUUUUACUUGUGUACGUGUGUGUGUGUGUGUGCGUGCGUACGGCCAUGUGUGUUUUGCUCACAGUGUCUGCGGUGACUUAUGAGUGUAUUUGUUUCUACAUGUGUCAGUGUACCUGAUAUACAUGGCUAUAGUAAGACAGUAUAGUGGAGAGUGAAUGGCCUUGGAGCUUUUCACAUUAAAUCUUUGCUAGUUAGGGCGGUGAUAUUAAAAUGAUUGUACUGAUGAAAAUACCAUAGCCCCACUGUUGGGCGUCAACAGAUAGGCUAGCGUAUUUCAGCUGUCAAGGAAAUACUGGCUCCAUUUAACAAAAACUACUACUCCGGAUUACAUUUCUAACAGAAUAGUAGAAAAUAGUAGCAAAUGAAUCAGCUGUAAAUUAAAUAUAAAAAUAUAAAAAUAAAAAUAUAGACUACCGGUCAAAAGUUUUAGAACACCUACUCAUUCAAGGGGUUUUCUUUAUUUUUACUAUUUUCUACAUUGUAGAAUAAUAGUGAAGACAUCAACAUUAUGAAAUAACACAUAUGAAAUCAUGUAGUAACCAAAAAAGUGUUAAACAAAUCAAAAUAUAUUUUAUAUUUGAGAUUCUUCAAAUAGCCACCAUUUGCCUUGAUGACAGCUUUGCACACUCUUGGCAUUCUCUCAACCAGCUUCAUGUGUUAGUCACCUGGAAUGCAUUUCAAUUAACAGGUGUGCCUUCUUAAAAGUUAAUUUGUGGAAUUUCUUUCCUUCUUAAUGCUUUUGAGCCAAUCAGUUGUGUUGUGACAAGGUAAAGCGGGUAUACAGAAGAUAGCCCUAUUUAGUAAAAGACCAAGUCCAUAUUAUAGCAAGAACAGCUCAAAUAAUCAAAGAGAAACGACAGUCCAUCAUUACUUUAAGACAUGAAGGUCAGUCAAUAUGGAACAUUUCAAGAACUUUGAAAGUUUCUUCAAGUGCAGUCGCAAAAACCAUCAAGCGCUAUGAUGAAACUGGCUCUCAUGAGGACCGCCACAGGAAAGGAAGACCCAGAGUUACAUCUGCUGCAGAGGAUAAGUUCAUUAGAGUUACCAGCCUCAGAAAUUGCAGCCCAAAUAAAUGCUUCACAGAGUUCAAGUAACAGACACAUCUCAACAUCAACUGUUCAGAGGAGACUGUGUCAAUCAGGCCUUCAUGGUCGAAUUGCUGCAAAGAAACCACUACUAAUGGACACCAAUAAUAAGAAGAGACUUGCUUGGGCCAAGAAACACGAGUAAUGGACAUUAGACCGGUGGAAAUGUGUCCUUUGGUCUGGAGUCCAAAUUUGAGAUUUCUUGUUCCAACCGCCGUGUCUUUGUGAGAUGUGGUGUGGGUGAACGGAUUAUCUCCGCAUGUGUAUUUCCCACUAUAAAGCAUGGAGGAGGAGGUGUUAUGGUGUGGGGGUGCUUUGCUGGUGACACUGUCUGUGAUUUAUUUAGAAUUCAAGGCACACUUAACCAGCAUGGCUACCACAGCAUUCUGCAGCGAUACACCAUCCCAUCUGGUUUGGGCUUAGUGGGACUAUCAUUUGUUUUUCAACAGGACAAUGACCCAACACACCUCCAGGCUGUGUAAGGACUAUUUCACCAAGAAGAUUAGUGAUGGAGUUCUGCAUCAGAUGACCUGGCCUCCACAAUCCCCCGACCUCAACCAAAUUGAGAUGGUUUGGGAUGAGUCGGACCGCUGAGUGAAGGAAAAGCAGCCAACAAGUGCUCAGCAUAUGUGGGAACUCCUUCAAGACUGUUGGAAAAGCAUUCCAGGUGAAGCUGGUUGAGAGAAUGCCAAGAGCGUGCAAAGCUGUAAUCAAGGCAAAGGGUGGCUAUUUGAAGAAUCUCAAAUAUAAAAUAUAUUUUGGUUUGUUUAACACUUUUCGGGUUACUACAUGAUUCCAUAUGUGUUAUUUCAUAGUUUUGAUGUCUUCACUAUUAUUCUACAAUGUAGAAAAUAGGAAAAAUAAAGAAAAACCCUCGAAUGAGUAGGUGUUCUAAAACUUUUGACCGGCAGUGUAUGUAAAGAAAAUAUUAUAUGAUUGUGGAGUUACACUGUUAGUUCAAUCGGUGACACGUGAAUUGCUGGCAGCAUAAGGAGUUAGUGCUUCUUUCAUUGGUGAUAAUCAACUAGUUUUGGGAUAUUACAAGGGUGGAGGAAUAGUGUAAGGGUUUGUUUGAGGGAAAUACAUACUGAACUUUGUGUUUAAUUUGAGUAAAUAUUACAUCUCUACAUUAUACCAAGAUCACAUUGCUGUAAUUUGCUGUAAUUGGUGCAAUAAGCCACCUAGUUUUUCCCUAGCCACUGUUCUUCUUUCUGCCUCUGCACUGCUUGCUCUUUGGGGUUUUAGGCUGGGGAUCUGUAAACCACAUUGUGACAAUUGCUGCUGUUAAAACCGGUUUAUAAAAUACAUUUGAAUUUAAUUAAUCACGUCAACUCUUGAUUCUACUAAUUUCUCUCUACCUAACAGGACCCCAAAGAGCGUCUGGGUUGCCAGGUCCAAACGGGCUUCACUGACAUCAAGUCGCACACGUUUUUCCGCAGUAUAGACUGGGACCAGGUAAGCCUCCAAUCAUAUCCACUUAGCAGCGUAGAAAAAAUAAAUGUGAAUAAACCCAUCUUGGUCGGUCAGUAUCACCUGUGGGAACCCAUCUUGGUCGGUCAGUAUCACCUGUGGGAACCCAUCUUGGUCGGUCAGACACUCAGUAUCACCUGUGGGAACCCAUCUUGGUCGGUCAGUAUCGCCUGUGGGAACCCAUCUUGGUCGGCCAGUAUCACCUGUGGGAACCCAUCUUGGUCAGCCAGUAUCACCUGUGGGAACCCAUAUUGGUCGGUCAGUAUCACCUGUGGGAACCCAUCUUGGUCAGCCAGUAUCACCUGUGGGAACCCAUCUUGGUCAGCCAGUAUCACCUGUGGAAAUCCAUUUGGGUCAGUCAGUAUCACCUGGGGGAACCCAUCUUGGUCAGCCAGUAUCACCUGUGGGAACCCAUCUUGGUCAGCCAGUAUCACCUGUGGAAAUCCAUUUGGGUCAGUCAGUAUCACCUGGGGGAACCCAUCUUGGUCGGUCAGACGGUCAGCAUGUUACUUUGAUUCCCAUUAUGUCUAUUUUGCAUUACUUCAUGCUAUAAUGAUGCUGUAAUGAUGCUAUAAUGAUGGGUACACUAUCCUUUAUAUCACCAAUCUCAUGAAAAUGGUACAGAAGAUACUUGCAUGCUGACUGCAGGAAUGUCCACCAGAGCUGUUGCCAGAUAAUUGAAUGUUCAUUUGUCUACCAUAAGCCGCCUCCAACGUCGUUUUAGAGAAUUUGGUAGUACGUCCAACCAGCCUCACAACCGCAGACCACGUGUAACCAUGCCAGCCCAGGACCUCCACAUCCGGCUUCUUCACCUGCGUGAUCGUCUGAGAACAGCCACCCAGACAGCUGAUGAAACUGAGGAGUAUUUCUGUCUGUAAAAAAGCCCUUUUGUGGGGAAACAUUUUUUCUGAUUGGCUGGGCCUGGCUCCUCAGUGGGUGGGCAUGGCUCCCAAGUGGGUGGGCCUAUGCCCUCCCAGGCCCACCCAUGGCUGCGCCCCUGCCCAGUCAUGUGAAAUCCAUAGAUUAGGGCCUUAUAUGAACUGUAACUCCGUAAAAUCAUUGAAAUUGUUGCAUGUUGCAUUUACAUUUUUGUUCAGUAUAGUUAUUGGGGGGUGAAACAAUAUUUACUCUUAUUGCUAAUGGUUAAUUAUAGCUCAAGGCAUUUUCGAUGGCAUGACUUUGUUAACUUCGACAACUAGGAAGUUUUCCGUCUGAUUCCUUCCGGGUCAUUUCCCUCAGCAAUCAGCCCAUGUAACUACUGUAUUAACUAACCAGUGUUGGAGAGGAGGGCUCUUAGGGAGCUAAAUGAAUGGAGCACACAGACACAGGGUGUUAACCCACCACUGUGUAGAACACAUUGACUGCCUCCUCUUUGUAGCUCCACCACAAAUAAAAGUUAAUUCUAAAUGAUGCACAUGCACCAUCGAACAGAAACUCUGUGUGUGUGUUGAGGGGAGGUUGCGUAAUUGAUUGUGUACAGCUGACACACACAGCUAUUUGAAAGCAACGUGGAAGUGGGAGCUAGGCCAAUGCAAUAUUACAGUGAGGUCCAAAAGUAUUUGGACAGUGACACCUUUUUGUUGUUGUUUUGGCUUUGCACUCAAAGCACUUAGGAUUUGAAAUCAUACAAUGACUAUGAGGUUAAAGUGCAGACUGUCAGCUUUAAUUUGAGUGUAUUUUGAAAGUUACAGAGGCAUAAAUAUCAUACCCCCUGAAAAAUGCUAACCUCCCCUGAUAUUGGUAAUGGUGAGAGGUUAGCAUGUCUUGGGGGUAUGAUAUAAAAUGCUAACCUCCCCUGAUAUUGGUAAUGGUGAGAGGUUAGCAUGUCUUGGGGGUAUGAUAUAAAAUGCUAACCUCCCCUGUUAUUGGUAAUGGUGAGAGGUUAGCAUGUCUUGGGGGUAUGAUCUUUGACCCUUCUGUAACUUUCUCACUCAUCAUUAUUCACGAUUCAUUCGGGUUUAUCCGUAAUCAUGGUAGCAUCCACAUUAAUGUAGAAGUGUUUAGAAACAUAUUCUAUACUUAUUUACAAUACAAAUGACUCCAAAAGGACACAAUAUGUAUGUAUAAAAAGUGCUAUAAUUUCUAAACGGUUCACCUCAUAGUAAUUGUAUGAUUUCAAUCCCUAAGUGCUGGAGUACAGAGCCCAAAAACAAAACAAAAUUGUCAAAGUCCAAAUACUUGCUCAUACACGGUGACCGGGACAGGAUUCUGUGUUUCAGCACAUUAUUAGUUUGUAGUCAAAGCCUCUCCUGUAUAUUCAACACAAACGAGGGGAAAUGCCUUGUUCACAGCAGUGCCUCCUUUUCUGUGAGAUGCUUCUGGCAAUAUCAAUUAUCUAUAGAAUAUGUCAGUCAACAGCAUGCAUCUUGUGAGGAAAAGCAGUAUAACUAGAUUAUAACCAACUGGUCUCUGUUGCGAUCAUGUUUAGAUUUAUUUUUUCAUGACGAGACCAAGACAUCAUGGGAAAGACAUUAUCUUCUGGUUGUUAUCUGGUCAGAUUACAACCAGAUAACAACCAGAUAAAGAUGUACAGUACCAGUCAAAAGUUUUAGAACACCUACUCAUUCCAGGGUUUUUCUUUAUUUUUACUAUUUUCUACAUUGUAGAAUAAUAGUGAAGACAUCAAAACUAUGAAAUAACACAGAUGGAAUCAUGUAGUAACCAAAAAAGUGUUAAACAAAUGUAUUUUAUAUUUGAGAUUCUUCAAAUAGCCACCCUUUGCCUUGAUGACAGCUUUACCCACUCUUGGCAUUCUCUCAACCAGCUUCAUGAGGUAGUCACCGGAAUGUAUUUCCUUCUUAAUGCAUUUGAGCCAAUCAGUUGUGUUGUGACAAGGUAGGGGGGGGGGGGGGUAUACAUUUACAUUUAAGUCAUUUAGCAGACGCUCUUAUCCAGAGCGACUUACAGUUAGUGAGUGCAUACAUUUUUCAUACUGGCCCCCCGUGGGAAUCGAACCCACAACCAUGGCGUUGCAAACGCCAUGCUCUACCAACUGAGCUACACGGGGCCUAUACAGAAGAUAGCCCUAUUUGGUAAAAUACCAAGUCCAUAUUAUGGCAAGAACAGCUCAAAUAAGCAAAGAGAAACAACAGUCCAUCAUUACUUUAAGACAUGAAGGUUAGUCAAUACGGAGCAUUUGAAGAAUCAAGCGCUAUGAUGAAACUGGCUCUCAUGAGGACUGCGACAGGAAUGGAAGACCCAGAGUUAACUCUGCUGCAGAGGAUUAUAGUUCAUUAGAGUUACCAGCCUCAGAAAUUGCAGCCCAAAUAAAUGCUUCACAGAAUUCAAGUAACAGACACAUCUCAACAUCAACUGUUCAGAGGGGACUGUGUGAAUCAGGCCUUCAUGGUCAAAUUGCUGCAAAGAAACCACUACUAAUGGCCACCAAUAAGAAGAAGAGACCUGCUUGGACCAAGAAACACGAGCAAUGGACAUUAGACCGGUGGAAAUGUGUCCAAAUUGGAGAUUUUUGGUUCCAACCGCCGUGUCUUUGUGAGACGCGGUGUGGGUGAACGGAGGAUCUCCGCAUCUGUAUUUCCCACCGUAAAGCAUGGAGGAGGAGGUCUUAUGGUUUGGGGGUGCUUUGCUGGUGACACUGUCUGUGAUUUAUUUAGAAUUCGAGGCACCCUUAACAAGCAUAGCUACCACAGCAUUCUACAGCGAUACGCCAUCCCAUCUGGUUUGGGCUUAGUGGGACUAUCAUUUGUUUUUCAACAGGACAAUGACCCAACACACCUCCAGGCUGUGUAAGGGCUAUUUGACCAAGAAGGAGAGUGAUGGAGUGCUGCAUCAGAUGACCUGGCCUCCACAAUCCCCCAACCUCAACCCAAUUGAGAUGGUUUGGGAUGUCGGACCGCAGAGUGAAGGAAAAGCAGCCAACAAGUGCUCAGCAUAUGUGGAAACUCCUUCAAAACUGUUGGGAAAGCAUUCCAGGUGAAGCUGGUUGAGAGAAUGCCAAGAGCAUGCAAAGCUGUCAUCAAGGCAAAGGGUGGCUAUUUUAAAAUAUAUUUUGAUUUGUUUAAAACUUUUUUGUUUGCUACAUGAUUCCAUGUUUUAUUUAAUAGUUUUGAUAUCUUCACUAUUAUUCUGCAAUGUAAAAAAUAGUAAAAAGAAAAGAAAAACCCUUGAAUGAGUAGGUGUGUCCAAACUUUUGACUGGUUAGUGUAUUUUUCGAGUUGCAAAAAAAACAUAAUGGCAUCACUUCAACAUCUUUUGUCCGCUGGUUUAGUAACUUCUACCUCCUGACUAUGAUCCUAACCAGUCUUAUCAGAUACAUUCUGCAAAGGUGGAUUGCGGAAGGGUAGAUGGGAGGGAACAUCUUAAUGGAAUGAAGUGCAGCCUGUGUCCCUGACGUCAAGCUCGGCACUGUGACGUCAAGCUCGACACUGUGCCAGCUUAUCCUGUGGGAGGAUCAGAACCUCUGCAGCAGUAACCAGCUGCAGCAUCGUGGCUCUUACCAGAGAUACAGUGGAGCAUCGUAACCCACUGCAAGAGGAUUAGAGGCAGGCAGUGAUUAGAUAACUGGUCUAGACAGACAGACAGAUACCCUGGCGUGAUUUCUCUUCACUAAAUAGGCUCAAGCCUACAGUGGAACAUAACGUUCAUGCCCCAAAGUCAAAGAUACAAAGCCGUGGGUAAGUCUCUCUUGGCCCAUAGUGGUCUUUGGCGAUAUACCAUUCAUACCGGGGUAUUUCUAAAUACAGAAGGUAUGAUUUUUAUUAAGAAAUCUAAGAUCAGGGUUUCCAGCUAUGCAUUUGUUUUGCUAACUUGCUAUCUAUGGGGCUAGAUGUCAAGAUUAGGGUUCUUGGUUACAGCAGAGACAUUCAAUCCCCUCCUGGAUCAAGAUCCCUGUUGCCUUAAUAGUUUUUUAGGGAAAUGGCGCCCCAUGUGUUCACAUUCGGUAAUACCGUAUAUACCCCGGUAUGGUACAGAAAUGGUAUGACAGUAUGAAAAUCUGGAUACCGCCCAACCCUAGCCCAUAGACUUCUUUGGUCUAAAAUACUAAACUUGUCCUUUAAUAAAUUAUCUCCCAAUAGUUCAAAGUAUCAGAUUUGUCAUGCAGGCAAUGGAAAUAAAUUGUGUGAAGUGUCAUCUUGACGUCUAGCCACAUUUUCAUCUAUAUUCUUCGUAGCUGUCUAUUUACCACCCCAAACCGAUGCUGGCACUAAGACCGCACCCAAUGAGCUGUAUUCUGCCAUAAGCAAACAGGAAAACGCUCAUCCAGAGGCGGCGCUCCUAGUUGUCGGGGACUUUAAUGCAGGGAAACUUAAAUCAGUUUUACCUCAUUUCUACCAGCAUGUUAAAUGUGCAACCAGAGGGGAAAAAAACUCUAGACCACCUUUACUCCACACACAGAGACGCAUACAAAGCUCUCCCGCUCCUCCAUUUGGCAAAUCUGACCAUAAUUCUAUCCUCCUGAUUCCUGCUUACAAGCAAAAACUAAAGCAGGAAGCACAGUGACUCGGUCAAAAAAAAAGUGGUCAGAUGAAGCAGAUGCUAAGCUACAGGACUGUUUUGCUAGCACAGACUGGAAUAUGUUCCGGGAUUCUACCGAUGGCAUUGAGGAGUACACCACAUCAGUCACUAGCUUCGUCAAUAAGUGCAUCGAUGACGUCGUCCCCACAGUGACUGUACGUACAUACCCAAACCAGAAGCAAUGGAUUACAGGCAACAUCCGCACUGAGCUAAAGGGUAGAGCUGCUGCUUUCAAGGAGCGGGUCUCUAACCCGGAACCUUAUAAGAAAUCCCGCUAUGCCCUCUGACGAACCAUCAAACAGGCAAAGCGUCAAUACAGGACUAAGAUCGAAUCGUACUACACCAGCUCUGACGCUCGUCGGAUGUGGCAGGGCUUGCAAACUAUUACGGACUACAAAGGGAAGCAGAGCCGCGAGCUGCCCAGUGACACGAGCAUACCAGAUGAGCUAAAUUACUUUUAUACUCGCUUCAAGGCAAGUAACACUGAAACAUGCAUGAGAGCAUCAGCUGUUCCGGACGACUGUGUGAACACGCUCUCCGUAGUUGAUGUGAGUAAUACCUUUAAACAGGUCAACAUUCACAAGGCCGCAGGGCCAGACGGAUUACCAGGACGUGUACUCUGAGCAUGCGCUGACCAACUGGCAAGUGUCUUCACUGACAUUUUCAACCUCUCCCUGUCUGAGUCUGUAAUACCAACAUGUUUCAAGUAGACCACCAUAGUCCCUGUGCCCAAGAACACUAAGGUAACCUGCCUAAAUGACUACCGACCCGUAGCACUUACGUCUGUAGCCAUGAAGUGCUUUGAAAGGCUGGUCAUGGCUCACAUCAACACCAUUAUCCCAGAAACCCUAGACCCACUCCAAUUUGCAUACCGCCCCAACAGAUCCACAGAUGAUGCAAUCUCUAUUGCACUCCACACUGCCCUUUUACACCUGGACAAAAGGAACACCUAUUUGAGAAUGCUAUACAUUGACUACAGCUCAGUUUUCAACACCAUAGUGCCCUCAAAGCUCAUCACCAAGCUAAGGACCCUGGGACUAAACACCUCCCUUUGCAACUGGAUCCUGGACUUCCUGACGGGCUGCCCCCUGGUGGUAAGGGUAGGUAAAAACACAUCCGCCACGCUGAUCCUCAACACGGGGGCCCCUCAGGGGUGUGUGCUCAGUCCCCUCCUGUACUCCCUGUUAACUCAUGACUGCAUGGCCAGGCACGACUCCAACACCAUCAUUAAGUUUGCCGAUGACACAACAGUGGUAGGCCUGAUCACCGACAAAGACGAGACAGCCUAUAGGGAGGAGGUCAGAGACCUGGCCCUGUGGUGCCAGGACAACAACCUCUCCCUCAACGUGAUCAAGACAAAGGAGAUGAUUGUGGACUACAGGAAAAAGAAGAGGACCGAGCACGCCCCCAUUCUCAUCGACGGGGCUGUAGUGGAGCAGGGUGAGAGCUUCAAGUUCCUUGGUGUCCACAUCACCAACAAACUAACAUGGUCCAAGCACACCAAAACAGUCGUGAAGAGGGCAUGACAAAACCUAUUCCCCCUCAGGAGACUGAAAAGAUUUGGUAUGGGUUCUCAGAUCCUCAAAAGCUUCUACAACUGCACCAUCGAGAGCAUCCUGACUGGUUGCAUCACUGCCUGGUAUGGCAACUGCUCGGCCUCCGACCGCAAGGCACUACAGAGGGUAGUGUGUACGGCCCAGUACAUCACUGGGGCCAAGCUUCCUGCCAUCCAGGACCUCUAUACCAGGCAGUGUCAGAGGAAGGCCCUAAAAAUUGCCAAAGACUCCAGCCGCCCUAGUCAGACUGUUCUCUCUGCUACCGCACGGCAAGCGGUACUGGAGCGCCAAGUCUAGGUCCAAGGGGCUUCUAAACAGCUUCUACCCCCAAGCCAUAAGACUCCUGAACAUCUAAUCAAAUGGCUACCCCCCUCCUUUUACGCUGCUGCUACUCUCUGUUUAUUAUCUAUGCAUAGUCACUUUAAUAACUCUACCUACAUGUACAGUGGGGAGAACAAGUAUUUGAUACACUGCCGAUUUUGCACGUUUUCCUACUUACAAAGCAUGUAGAGGUCUGUAAUUUUUAUCAUAGGUACACUUAAAACUGUGAGAGACGGAAUCUAAAACAAAAAUCCAGAAAAUCACAUUGUAUGAUUUUUAAGUAAUUCAUUUGCAUUUUAUUGCAUGACAUAAGUAUUUGAUACAUCAGAAAAGCAGAACUUCAUAAUUGGUACAGAAACCUUUGUUUGCAAUUACAGAGAUCAUACGUUUCCUGUAGGUCUUGACCAGGUUUGCACACACUGCAGCAGGGAUUUUGUCCCACUCCUCCAUACAGACCUUGUCCAGAUCCUUCAGGUUUCGGGGCUGUCGCUGGGCAAUACGGACUUUCAGCUCCCUCCAAAGAUGUUCUACUGGGUUCAGGUCUGGAGACUGGCUAGGCCACUCCAGGACCUUGAGAUGCUUCUUACGGAGCCACUCCUUAGUUGCCCUGGCUGUGUGUUUCGGGUCAUUGUCAUGCUGGAAGACCCAGCCUCGACCCAUCUUCAAUGCUCUUACUGAGGGAAGGAGGUUGUUGGCCAAGAUCUUGCGAUACAUGGCCCCAUCCAUCCUCCCCUCAAUAUGGUGCAGUCGUCCUGUCCCCUUUGCAGAAAAGCAUCCCCAAAGAAUGAUGUUUCCACCUCCAUGCUUCACGGUUGGGAUGGUGUUCUUGGGGUUGUACUCAUCCUUCUUCUUCCUCCAAACACGGCGAGUGGAGUUUAGACCAAAAAGCUCUAUUUUUGUCUCAUCAGACCACAUGACCUUCUCCCAUUCCUCCUCUGGAUCAUCCAGAUGGUCAUUGGCAAACUUCAGACGGGCCUGGACAUGCGCUGGCUUGAGCAGGGGGACCUUGCGUGCGCUGCAGGAUUUUAAUCCAUGACGGCGUAGUGUGUUACUAAUGGUUUUCUUUGAGACUGUGGUCCCAGCUCUCUUCAGGUCAUUGACCAGGUCCUGCCGUGUAGUUCUGGGCUGAUCCCUCACCUUCCUCAUGAUCAUUGAUGCCCCACGAGGUGAGAUCUUGCACGAGGUGAGACCCCCAGACUGAGGGUGAUUGACCGUCAUCUUGAACUUCUUCCAUUUUCUAAUAAUUGCGCCAACAGUUGUUGCCUUCUCACCAAGCUGCUUGCCUAUUGUCCUGUAGCCCAUCCCAGCCUUGUGCAGGUCUACAAUUUUAUCCCUGAUGUCCUUACACAGCUCUCUGGUCUUGGCCAUUGUGGAGAGGUUGGAGUCUGUUUGAUUGAGUGUGUGGACAGGUGUCUUUUAUACAGGUAACGAGUUCAAACAGGUGCAGUUAAUACAGGUAAUGAGUGGAGAACAGGAGGGCUUCUUAAAUAAAAACUAACAGGUCUGAGAGAGCCGGAAUUCUUACUGGUUGGUAGGUGAUCAAAUACUUAUGUCAUGCAAUAAAAUGCAAAUGAAUUACUUAAAAAUCAUACAAUGUGAUUUUCUGGAUUUUUGUUUUAGAUUCCGUCUCUCACAGUUUUAAGUGUACCUAUGAUAAAAAUUACAGACCUCUACAUGCUUUGUAAGUAGGAAAACCUGCAAAAUCGGCAGUGUAUCAAAUACUUGUUCUCCCCACUGUAUACGCAUAUACAGUGGGGGAAAAAAAGUAUUUAGUCAGCCACCAAUUGUGCAAGUUCUCCCACUUAAAAAGAUGAGAGAGGCCUGUAAUUUUCAUCAUAGGUACACGUCAACUAUGACAGACAAAAUGAGAUUGUUUUUUCCCAGAAAAUCACAUUGUAGGAUUUUUAAUGAAUUUAUUUGCAAAUUAUGGUGGAAAAUAAGUAUUUGGUCAAUAACAAAAGUUUCUCAAUACUUUGUUAUAUACCCUUUGUUGGCAAUGACACAGGUCAAACGUUUUCUGUAAGUCUUCACAAGGUUUUCACACAAUGUUGCUGGUAUUUUGGCCCAUUCCUCCAUGCAGAUCUCCUCUAGAGCAGUGAUGUUUUGGGGCAGUCGCUGAGCAACACAGACUUUCAACUCCCUCCAAAGAUUUUCAAUGGGGUUGAGAUCUGGAGACUGGCUAGGCCACUCCAGGACCUUGAAAUGCUUCUUACGAAGCCACUCCUUUGUUGCUCGGGCGGUGUGUUUGCGAUCAUUGUCAUGCUGAAAGACCCAGCCACGUUUCAUCUUCAAUGCCCUUGCUGAUGGAAGGAGGUUUUCACUAAAAAUCUCACGAUACAUGGCCCCAUUCAUUCUUUCCUUUACACGGAUCAGUCGUCCUGGUCCCUUUGCAGAAAAACAGCCCCAAAGCAUGAUGUUUCCACCCCCAUGCUUCACAGUAGGUAUGGUGUUCUUGGAUGCAACUCAGCAUUCUUUGUCCUCCAAACACGACGAGUUGAGUUUUUACCAAAAAGUUAUAUUUUGGUUUCAUCUGACCAUAUGACAUUCUCCCAAUCCUCUUCUGGAUCAUCCAAAUGCAUUCUAGCAAACUUCAGACGGGCCUGGACAUGUACUGGCUUAAGCAGGGGGACACGUCUGGCACUGCAGGAUUUGAGUCCCUGGCGGCGUAGUGUGUUACUGAUGGUAGGCUUUGUUACUUUGGUCCCAGCUCUCUGCAGGUCAUUCACUAGGUCCCCCCGUGUGGUUCUGGGAUUUUUGCUCACCGUUCUUGUGAUCAUUUUGACCCCACGGGGUGAGAUCUUGCGUGGAGCCCCAGAUCGAGGGAGAUUAUCAGUGGUCUUGUAUGUCUUCCAUUUCCUAAUAAUUGCUCCCACAGUUGAUUUCUUCAAACCAAGCUGCUUACCUAUUGCAGAUUCAGUCUUCCCAGCCUGGUGCAGGUCUACAAUUUUCUUUCUGGUGUCCUUUGACAGCUCUUUGGUCUUGGCCAUAGUGGAGUUUGGAGUGUGACUGUUUGAGGUUGUGGACAGGUGUCUUUUAUACUGAAAACAAGUUCAAACAGGUGCCAUUAAUACAGGUAACAAGUGGAGGACAGAGGAGCCUCUUAAAGAAGAAGUUACAGGUCUGUGAGAGCCAGAAAUCUUGCUUGUUUGUAGGUGACCAAAUACUUAUUUUCCACCAUAAUUUGCAAAUAAAUUCAUUAAAAAUCCUACAAUGUGAUUUUCUGGAUUUUUUUUCUCAAUUUGUCUGUCAUAGUUGACGUGUACCUAUGAUGAAAAUUACAGGCCUCUCUCAUCUUUUUAAGUGGGAGAACUUGCACAAUUGGUGGCUGACUAAAUACUUUUUUUCCCUACUGCAUGUCGGAAAACAAUCAGUUAAAAAUUCCUCUGUCCUAGUUAAAAACAAGUUAUCAUCCAAUAGGCUUUGAUUACAUUUCCAAUAUCCUCGCCCACGUGGAAAUUCAGUAAGAGUAAUGUAUAUGCCAAUUAUAUGAUGGUCCGACCGCAUUUUGUCCCCUAUCAACACUUUUUAAACUUUUGGUGCCAACGAGAAUGACAUAAGAAAGAAGUCAAGACGACUAGCUUGAUUGAGUCUCUGCCAUGUAUAUCUCACUAGAUCAGGAUAUUUAAGCCUCCAUAUAUCUACUCGUUCUGAUGUAUCCAUGACAUUCACGAUUUCCUUAAGAGCAUGAGGGUGAUUGUUUGUUUGUAGUGUGAUUUCCUUUACGGUCCAUUGAGCUAUUUAAAACGGUAUUAUAAUCUCCCACCAUAAUAAUAGAGUCUUGAAUUGCUUGCAAGGUCGAUCAUUUAUUAUAUACAUUUUCAAAGAAGUGUGAAACCUCCAUGUUAAAAAGCUUGUCGAAGCUGUGACGGCGUACCGCUGUGUGCCUCAGUGUCUGUGGGGAGUAGAAGGUGUGGAAUUCGUACACGCCGCAAGAAACGUAGCUGUCUCGGGCCUUGACAGAACUCCCGGGCUCGGUGCAGCUCUUUGACUGCCGUUGUUUAAGCAUAUUAAUAUUAAUCACAACACAGGCUCCUAAGGGAGCGCUUGCUUUCCCUCUGAAGCGGUGACACCUUUGAAUAUAAUUUACCUCAUGCUCUUUUUUAUUGUUUGUGUUUUGAACAACACCAACCUGCCAGAGAGUGAGAGCUGUCAACCUGAUGCUUUUUUUGUAGUUGUUGAGGCGUGAGACAUGUUCUUCAGUCACGAUAGUGUCUUAGCAUUUGCUGUCACAUGUUGCCAUCUAGAAAUAAAAUAUUGCAGACUGUGCCAGAGUGUAGCAAGAGAGUGGUUCAGAAUGCAGAUGGUUGCCAUUUUCCUUUGUUGAUAAAUGAAGAUCUAAAUGAGAUAUGAACUAGCACUACCCAUCUCUGCUGUUGAUUAGUAAUUAGUCCUGCCAUAUCAGCAGCUGCGUUCUCACUCUUGUCCUGGCUGCUGUGGCGAUGAACAACAUCAUCAUCACCUUGCCCCUCUGGAGUCCUCCGUAUCACACUCAUACACUCUCUCUCUCUCUCUCUCUCUCUCUCUCUCUCUCUCUCUCUCGCUCUCUGUCUCUCUCUCUCUCUCUCUCUCUCUCUCUCUCCUCUCUCUCUCUCUCUCAAUUUCAAUUCAAUUCAAUUUAAGGGCUUUAUUGGCAUGGGAAACGUGUGUUAACAUUGCCAAAGCAAGUGAAGUAGAUAGUAAACAAAAGUGAAAUAAACAACAAAUAUUAACAGUAAACAUUACACUCAGAAGUUUCAAAAGAAUAAAGACAUUUCAAAUGUCAUAUUAUGUCUAUAUACAGUGUUGUAACAAUGUGCAAAUAGUUAAAGUACAAAUGGGAAAAUAAAUAAACAUAAAUAUGGGUUGUAUUUACAAUGGUGUUUGUUCUUCACUGGUUCCCCUUUUCUUGUGGCAACAGGUCACAAAUCUUGCAGCUGUGAUGGCACACUGUGGUUUUUCACCCAGUAGAUAAGGGAAAUUGGGUUUGUUUUCAAAUUCUUUGUGGAUCUGUGUAAUCUGAGGGAAAUAUGUGUCUCUAAUAUGGUCAUACAUUUGGCAGGAGGUUAGGAAGUGCAGCUCAGUUUCCACCUCAUUUUGUGGGCAGUGUGCACAUAGGCAGACCUGGCUCUCAAGAGAAGACAGGCUACGACGGCCUUUCUCAAUAGCAAGGCUAUGCUCACUGAGUCUGUACAUAGUCAAAGCUUUCCUUAAGUUUGGGUCAGUCACAGUGGUCAGGUAUUCUGCCACUGUGUACUCUCUAUUUAGGGCCAAAUAGCAUUCUAGUUUGCUCUGUUUUUUUUGUUUGUUCUUUCCAAUGUGUCAAGUAAUUCUCUUCUUGUUUUCUCAUGAUUUGUUUGGGUCCAAUUGUGUUGUUGUUGUUGUCCUGGGGCUGUGUGGGGUCUGUUUCUGUUUGUGAACAGAGCCCCAGGACAAGCUUACUUAGGGGACUCUUCUCCAAGUUCAUCUCUCUGUAGGUGAUGGCUUUGUUAUGGAAGGUUUGGGAAUCGCUUCCUUUUAAGUGGUUAUAGAAUUUAACGGCUCUUUUCUGGAUUUUGAUAAUUAGCGGGUAUUGGCCUAAUUCUGCUCUGCAUGCAUUAUUUGGUGUUUUACGUUGUACACGGGGGAUGUUUUUGCAGAAUUCUGCAUGCAGAGUCUCAAUUUGGUGUUUGUCCCAUUUUGUGAAUUCUUGGUUGGUGAGCGGACCCCAGACCUCAGAACCAUAAAGGGCAAUGGGUUCUAUAACUGAUUCAAGUAUUUUUAUCCAGAUCCUAAUUGGUAUGUCACAUUUUAUAUUCCUUUUGAUGGCAGAGAAGGCCCUUCUUGCCUUGUCUCUAAGAUCGUUCACAGCUUUGUGGAAGUUACCUGUGGCGCUGAUGUUUAGGCCGAGGUAUGUAUAGUUUUUUGUGUGCUCUAGGGCAACGGUGUCUAGAUGGAAUUUGUAUUUGUGGUCCUGGCAACUGGACCUUUUUUGGAACACCAUUAUUUUUGUCUUACUGAGAUUUACUGUCAGGGCCCAGGUCUGACAGAAUCUGUGCAGAAGAUCUAUGUGCUGCUGUAGGCCCUCCUUGGUUGGUGACAAAAGCACCAGAUCAUCAGCAAACAGAAAACAUUUGACUUCAGAUUCUAAUAGGGUGAGGCCGGGUGCUGCAGACUGUUCUAGUGCCCUCGGCAAUUCGUUGAUAUAUAUGUUGAAGAGGGUGGGGCUUAAACUGCAUCCCUGUCUCACCCCACGGCCCUGUGGAAAGAAAUGUGUGUGUCUUUUGCUAAUUUUAACCGCACACUUGUUGUUUGUGUACAUGGAUUUUAUAUAAUGUCGUAUGUUUUUUCCCCAACCCCACAUUCCAUCAAUUUGUAUAGCAGACCCUCAUGCCAAAUUGAGUCAAAAGCUUUUUUGAAAUCAACAAAGCAUGAGAAGACUUUGCCUUUGUUUUGGUUUGUUUGUUUGUCAAUUAGGGUGUGCAGGGUGAAUACGUGGUCUGUCGUACGGUAAUUUGGUAAAAAGCCAAUUUGACAUUUGCUCAGUACAUUGUUUUCACUGAGGAAAUGAACUAGUCUGCUGUUAAUGAUAAUGCAGAGCAUUUUCCCAAGAUUGCUGUUGACGCAUAUCCCACGGUAGUUAUUGGGGUCAAAUUUGUCUCCACUUUUGUGGAUUGGGGUGAUCAGUCCUUGGUUCCAAAUAUUGGGGAAGAUGCCAGAGCUAAGGAUAAUGUUAAAGAGUUUAAGUAUAGCUAAUUGAAAUUUGUGGUCUGUAUAUUUUAUCAUUUCAUUGAGGAUACCAUCAACACCACAGGACUUUUUGGGUUGGAGGGUUUGUAUUUUGUCCUGUAGUUAAUUCAAUGUAAUUGGAGAAUCCAGUGGGUUCUGGUAGUCUUUAAUAGUUGAUUCUAAGAUUUGCAUUUGAUCAUGUAUAUUUUGUUGCUGUUUGUUCUCUGUUAUAGGGCCAAAAAGAUUGGAGAAGUGGUUUACCCAUACAUCUCCGUUUUGUCUCUCUCUCUCUCGCUCUCUGUCUCUGUCUCUGUCUCUCUCUCUCUCUCUCUCUCUCUCUCUCUCUCUCUCUCUCUCUGUCUCUCUAUGUCUCUCUUUCUCUUUCUCUCUCUCUCUUUCUCUGUCUCUCUCUCUCUCGCUCUCUCCCCUCUCUCCCUCUCUUUCGCUCUCUCUCACACACACUCGUACACACACAUACAGACAUGCACACAAACACACACACACACUCGCGCACACACACAUGCAUUCACUCACUCUCUCGCACACACAUACACUCGCAAGCACACCCACACACGCUCACUCCUCUCGCUCUCUCUCUCUCUCUCUCUCUCUCUCUCUCUCUCUCUCUCUCUCUCUCUCUCUCUCUUCUCUCUCUCUCUCUCUCUCUCUCUCUCUCUUCUCUCUCUCCCGUCACAGACACAGGCCACGUCAGACAGUGCUGCUCCCCCUUUCAAGCCCCCUCGGGCCACUUUCUCUAGGAGGAUAGAGCAGAGCUAAGACACUGGGGCCACUUCCUCUCUGAGUAGGAGAGAGCAGAGCCAAGGCCCCGGGCCACUUCCUCUCUGAGUAGGAUAGAGCAGAGCUAAGGCCCUGGAACCACUUCCUCUCUGAGUAGGAGAGAGCAGAGCUAAGGCCCCGGGGCCACUUCCUCUCUGAGUAGGAUAGAGCAGAGCCAAGGCCCCGGGCCACUUCCUCUCUGAGUAGGAGAGAGCAGAGCCAAGGCCCCAUUGCCACUUCCUCUCUGAGUAGGAGAGAGCAGAGCCAAGGCCCCGGGCCACUUCCUCUCUGAGUAGGAGAAGGCAGAGCCAAGGCCCCGGGGCCACUUCCUCUCUGAGUAGGAGAGAGCAGAGCUAAGGCCCCGGGGCCACUUCCUCUCUGAGUAGGAGAGAGCAGAGCUAAGGCACUGGGGCCACUUCCUCUCUGAGUAGGAUAGAGCAGAGCCAAGGUCCUGGGGCCACUUCCUCUCUGAGUAGGAGAAAGUAGAGCCAAGGCCCCGGGGCCACGUCCUCUCUGAGUAGGAGAGAGCAGAGCCAAGUCCCCGGGCCACUUCCUCUCUGAGUAGGAUAGAGCAGAGCCAAGGCCCCGGGCCACUUCCUCUCUGAGUAGGAGAAGGCAGAGCCAAGGCCCCGGGGCCACUUCCUCUCUGAGUAGGAGAAAGCAGAGCCAAGGCCCCGGGGCCACUUCCUCUCUGAGUAGGAGAGAGCAGAGCUAAGGCACUGGGGCCACUUCCUCUCUGAGUAGGAGAUAGCAGAGCCAAGGUCAUGGGGCCACCUCCUUUCUGAGUAGGAGAGAGCAGAGCUAAGGCACUGGCCUGCCUGGCUGCCUGGCUUCUACACGCUUCAUUACCACCUCACAGGGCUUCUGCAGACAGCCAGCCAGCCAGCCAGCCAGCCAGCCAGCCUACACUACAUCAGAGACAUAAAGAGAGAGAAGGGAGGGGAGGACUGGGAGAGAGAGGGGAGGGAAAGAGAGGUGAAGGAGAGAGAGACCUGGAUAGAUAGAGAGAGAAGGGAGGAGGGAAAGAGAGCGGGAGGGGUAGAGCGGAAGAGAGGGGGAAUAGUAGGGAGAGAAAACGAAAGAGACUUAGAGAGGGAGGAAGAGAGAAAAAGAGAGGUGUUCUGUGCUGUUUGAAGCUCUUCCCACAAGUGCUUUGAACCAAUAACAGUAAUGAUCCAUCGCAGUUGCCUGAGAGCCAGCAGGGAAAUCAAGAACCCAGAAAUGCACACACGUGCAUGUGUGUGCACGCACCAAACACACUGUAAUUGAAAAGCAAAGUGUGGGCUUUGUGGAGAAAAAAAAUAUAUAUACAUGUUGCUAAAGAAAAUACACAUCAAUCCAUUUUAGUCUCACUAUAUCCAUGUCCUCAUAAGGAAAAUACAGAAAUUAUAUAUUUUCAAAAAAACAAAACGGAUGGUUUUGAAAAUCCGAUGGUUUUCUAUGUCUGUCUUUUUCCAACAAUCUAAGGUUCUCUGUGGACUUUUGCAUGACAGAGGACUUGGAAACCAUGGAAAUGAACCACACAUGAACCCUCACUCUGCAGGGGGCAGUGAAUCACCCACUAACAGUAUAGAUAGGCUCACCCUUCCUUCCCCCAUCAUAUUUUCCCUCCCCUGCUUUCCUCUCUGUAUCUCUGUUCUCUUCCUCACCAAGGUCUGCUUUACGGGUAGCAUCUUGUUGCACAGGUCAACCACUUUUUGGAGGAAAGAAAAUUCAAAUGUAUUUGAUUAUGAUGAUGACUGUUAAAAUGUUUUUUCCUGGCAUACGUGUAUUCAACAUAGCCAGGAGACAGACGCACAGUGUAACGUUUACAGAGUAAGAUGUAGGGACUACCUGACCUUGUCCCAUAAAAAGAAAACGCUUGUUUUAGUCUUCCGUUGAAAAAAUGUUUUGCUACGUUGUGCACUAAUGACAGUGUUGUUGUGCUUGUCUUCCCAUGCAGCUGGAGAAGAAACAGAUGGCCCCGCCCUUCAAGCCCCAGAUCACAGACGACUACGGCCUGGAGAACUUUGACACCCAGUUCACCAACGAACCAGUGCAGCUAACGCCAGACGAUGAGUAAGUCCAGUCCUUCCAAAUGACUAGCCUGACAUACGACUAAAUAUUUGAAAAUAAAAAUGAAAAAAUAUGUAUGCACUCACUAACUGUAAGUCGCUCUGGAUAAGAGCGUCUGCUAAAUGACUAAAAUGUAAAAUGUAAUCAAUACUAUUUAUUUAUUGAAGUGUUAUAGGCCUAUAGAUGAGAUUGAACAAGCCAUCAAACUAGGUGUGUACCCUUGGCCAUAUAUUAAACAUCAGAACACAAAUGUUAUAGCUUACUGUAUAAACUACUAGUGUUAUAAUAACUUGGUAACAUAUAGAUGGUUAGUGGAUAGGGGCGGUGCAGACAGGGAAACCCCAGGUGAACUCUGGGAAUGGUGAUGGUUGGCCAGUAGAGGGCACUCCUCUCACAGGACCAGUCCAUUCCAGUCUGUUUCCUGUACCAUAAGGGAUUGGAGACUGGAGGCUGAGACUGGGGGCUUGUCCAGAAACAACCCCUAGCCCCUACUCCCUAGAGAUUAUUAGUUUGAAACAAUAGGGUGAAAAUUCCCCCUAUAGCCUGUCGGAGGGAAAGGUUGAGCUAUCCCUGUAUUGCUUAAACCUAUCAAAUAAUCUCAGAUCUCCACAAGUGUCUAGGGGGUAGUUUCUGGACAGGGUCUAUUCAGGGGUCUGCAACGUGUGGCUCUAUGGCUAACUCAGACUAUAAUUGUAGUAGUGCAGAUCUUCAACAACCAGAGAGCAUUCACCACCUCAGAGAGCAUUCACCACCUCAGAGAGCAUUCACCUCUCAGAGAGCAUUCACCACCUCAGAGAGCAUUCACCACCUCAGAGAGCAUUCACCACCUCAGAGAGCAUUCACCACCUCAGAGAGCAUUCAUCACCUCAGAGAGCAUUCACCACCUCAGAGAGCAUUCACCACCUCUGAAUCUGCAACAUAAAAGGGUCAACAUUUAUAUUGUACAUUUUACAUUUACAUUUUAGUCAUUUAGCAGAUGCUCUUAUCCAGAGCGACUUACAGGAGCAAUUAGGGUUAAGUGCCUUGUUCAAGGGCACAUCGACAGAUUUUUCACCUAGUCGGCUCGGGGAUUAGUCGGCUACCUGCCGUACAAUGAAAUGCUGCUAUGGCUCUGCCCUCAUUGUAAAAGAAACCCACAAAAAAAACACCCACAACAGUGUUUGGGAGUAGAUAAGAGACAUCAGACGUGUGAUGACUCCACUGAACAAAGAUCUACUUGGACAUCCACUCUUUCUCUCUUUUAUCCCUGUUCUUUCAUCUUCAGUCCGUUUUACUGUGCCAAGUCUCUGACUCUCGAUGUCUUUGAAAAUAAUUGUCUUCAAUAAGGAAAAAAAUAAAGAAAAUCCCCUUCCAACAAUGACUUCAGUCGUACGUUGUGUUUUGAUCGAUGUGGACAUGUUGUCCGUGGGGGAUUUGACAGGAUCCUUGUUUUAGAUUAACUUCGAAAGAAUGGGCUAAAAAGAUUUGGCAUAGCAACAGAGGUGACUGCUGUCCUACCGAGGGGCUCUGUAGCCAGAGUAUGACAAACAAGCCAGGCUUUUCUCUGCGGGUGCAGGAAAACUAUUCCAAACGAUCCCAUGUGGCUUUGCAGGUGGUGCCAAUAGAUAUUACUGGGCAGACGUUUGUCAACAUUUUCAUUAAAUUAUCCAUUGUGGACAAAUUCUGAUGUUCAGGCUCAAUGUUUGGUUUGUAAUCAUUCAGCUUUCUAUAUAGAUGUAUUGGCGAUCAGAUGAACAACACAAAUUCUAGGCAUUUCUUUGUCUGUUUCGAGGCCAUACAAAGGCAUAUAAUCUAUCUAUCCAUCUACCCAGGAUAGAAACCCACAGUAUUUCUGGCGUUCUGACACAGUAGUUGAGGUGUGUCUACUGAGGUGAGGUCAGAUCAACCGGUGGUGCGAAGCAGGGGAGGGAGUGAUGUAAAGCUCCACCCUCCUCUUCUGUGAUUGGUUUGGCAGACGAAAAAAGAAAAGUGAGAGAGAGAGAGAGAGAGUGGGAGGGAGAGGGAGAAAAAGGGUAAACCCUCCUUGUUAGCGAUUUACUUUGCUGCAUUAAAACCCUUGCUUCCUGAGAGCCCUUGCCAAGGAGCUGACAGAGUGAGGGAGAGAGACGGACGGAGAGGGGAAGAGAAAAAUUGAGGGAGAGGGGGAGAGCAAAACAGACAUUAGGAGGGAGAGAUAGAGAGAGAGAGAGAGAGAGAGAUGAAGAGAGAGGGGGAGAGAAAAACAGAGAGAGGAGAGAGGAGAAUUUAAUUUACCAGCGCCUUGUAAAUGGCUGCUAUGACCAGACCCAAAGCAAUAAGGGUUCACUCUGUUCUAUGUUCUAUGCCUUGGCUCCUUGGCCCCUUGGCUCCUUGGCUCCUUGGCUAACCACAGAGAUUCAAGGGCUUUGUCUAUAGACAGGGAUGGGGAAAAUGAAACAUUCCCUGGAUUUGGAUUGUAUGGAGGAGGUUGAUUGGAUGGGUUCUGUUCCUCUUUGUUUUAGGAGUCCUGUGUGUGUGUGGGCACCACCAUCAAAUACAGAACUGUCUGUCCUCUCUCUCUCUCUCUCUCUCUCUGGUCUUCUUCUCUCUCUCUCUUUGUCUCUCUCUCUCUGUCUCUCUGUCUAUGCUCCUCUGUCUCUCUCUUCGUCUCUUUCUCUCUGUCUCUCUUCUUCUGUCUCUCUCUCGGUCUCUCUCUCCCUGUAUCCCUCUGAUCUAUCUUCUCUCUCUCUCGUAUCAUAUUUCUCUCUGAUCUCGUCUCUAUAUCUCUUCUCUCUCUUGUCCUUUCUCUUUUGUAUAUCUCUCUAUCUGUAUCUCUCUCUCGUGUAUCUAUCUCUCUGUAUCACUAUCUCGUCUCUCUCUAUGUCUCCUCUGUUCUCUCUCUCUCUCUUCUCGCUCUUAUCUCUAUCUCUGUCUACUCUCUCUGUAUCUCAUCUUCUCUCUCCUCUCUCUCUUCAUUCUCUAUCUCUAUCUCUAUCUUCUAUCUCUGUCUCUUCUGUCUCUCUCUCUUAUCUAUAUGUAUCUUCUCUCUCUCUCUUUUGUCUCUUCUCUCAUCUUUCUAUGUCUCUGUCUCUUCUCUCCUCUACCCUCAUCUUGUAUCUAUAUUCUGUCUCUCUCUCUCUGUCUCUCUCUCUCUGUCUCCCUCUGUCUCUUUCUCUCUUUAUAUCUCUUCUCUUCUCUUCCUUCCUUUCUCUCUCUCUCUCUUCUCUCUCUCUCUCUCUCUCUCUCUCUUCUCUCUCUCUCUCUCUCUCUCUCUCUCUCUCUCUCUCUCUCUCUCUCUCUCUCUCUCUCUUCUCCCCCUCUCUCUCCCAGCUGUCAGUUCCCAGCUCUACUGACACGAGGGCAGCCUCAGAUGACACCUUUUUCCCCUCCCAUCCUUUUCUCUUUCUCCCACUUUCCUUCCUUCUUUCUCUUUCUCUCUCAAUGUCUCAGUCUCCUCCUCCCCUUCUCUUUCUCCAUCUCUCUCUCGUUCCCUUUCUCUCUCCUUUCCAUCUGGUAGAGCUUUCCAUCUGGUAGAGCUUUCCAUCUGGUAGAGCUUUCCAUCUGGUAGUCCAUCUCCUUCUUUCAGGCAGUCUCUUGGAGAAAAAAAAAGGCAACAUUUGAGCAAGUGAACACACUCUUGUUUUUUUUUUGGGGUUGCGUCCCAAACGUUCCCUCCAGUCCUCGCUCGGUUUCCCUUUUGUGGUCUUGUGUCUUUCCCCUCUGUCUUCUCUAUUUAGUUUGUUCGUUUUCAUCUCGUUUUCCGCUACUCUCCGACUUCACUCCAAUGUAUUUACAGUGAUAUCUAGCUGUGUGCAUCCAAGCGUGCCCAGGGAUAGAAUAUCCAUCAAUUAUUAUUUUUUUGUGCUAUUUGUAAAAUUUCAAUUGAAUCUUACAGAAUACAACACACAACAUUUUCUGGGUGUAUUUCAGUGUGUUGAAUGUGAUUCUAAAGGUAUGAUGGUGUGUUGUAGUCAACAGAGUGUAUGGUGGUGUGUUGUCAACAGAGUGUAUGAUGGUGUGUUGUAGUCAACAGAGUGUAUGGUGGUGUGUUGUCAACAGAGUGUAUGUCUGGAUCUAGAUUACAAUGAACUGGAGGUGAGGCUCUGGUCUUACACCACAUUGAGGCUUCUCCUAAAAACUGGUCUAGGAUCAACUCUACCAACAUUAAACCUCAGCUCAACCAUUACAAGCAACAAAAAAAAACACACCCACCCAGGACCAGUAUAAAGACAACCAACAUCUCCAGGAGGGAAGCCUCUCUCUCUCCCCAGCAAGAGGCCUGCUUCCUGGGGCUCGACUCCUCCUCCCUAUCCUCCUGGGGAGGGCGGUCAGCCCUCUUUACUACGGCAGAUGAGGGCUGCAGCCCAAAUGGCACCCUAUUCCCUAUAUAGUGAACUACUUUCGACCUGAGCCCUGUGGGCCCAAAGCAGCGCACUAUAAAGGGAAUAGGGUACCAUUUGAGACGCAGACGAGGAACAGCCUGUUGUUGGAGAAGCAUUAGCGGCAGCAGCAGAAGCUUUACUCUCUGAGUAGUACAUUUAUUUUUUACACUGCCUCUCCAAACCAGUCACGUGCUUUCCCUUCAUUUAAAGAUGAUUACCUCUUUGUUAAUGGAACCAAACCGAGGCCACUGCUGGGGAGAGAAAGAAGCACAGGGAGAGUUCACCAACGAGGCAACAACAAGCUGUUCUUUCUUCUCUUCUUUCACGUUGCGCAAAGGGCUCUUUUCUGCUGGGGUUCAAUGGUCGAUUUUGAAAUAAACAUGUGUGUGUGUUAGAUCAGUACAGCGGUGAGGUUGUUUGGAACGUGGCUGGUUUGAAAUACUGUAGGCUACCAGGUGGCUCUACUGUAGGCUACCAGAUGGAUCUACUGUAGGCUCCCAGGUGGAUUUACUGUAGGCUACCAGGUGGAUUUACUGUAGGCUACCAGGUGGAUCUACUGUAGGCUCCCAGGUGGAUUUACUGUAGGCUACCAGGUGGAUUUACUGUAGGCUACCAGGUGGAUCUACUGUAGGCUACCAGGUGGAUCUACUGUAGCCUACCAGGUGGAUCUACUGUAGCCUACCAGGUGGAUCUACUGUAGGCUACCAGGUGGAUCUACUAUAGGCUACCAGGUGGAUUUACUGUAGGCUACCAGGUGGAUCUACUGUAGGCUACCAGGUGGAUUUACUGUAGGCUACCAGGUGGAUCUACUGUAGGCUACCAGGUGGAUCUACUGUAGGCUACCAGGUGGAUUUACUCUAGGCUACCAGGUGGAUCUACUGUAGGCUACCAGGUGGAUCUACUGUAGCCUACCAGGUGGAUCUACUGUAGCCUACCAGGUGGAUCUACUGUAGGCUACCAGGUGGAUCUACUAUAGGCUACCAGGUGGAUUUACUGUAGGCUACCAGGUGGAUCUACUGUAGGCUACCAGGUGGAUCUACUGUAGGCUACCAGGUGGAUUUACUCUAGGCUACCAGGUGGAUCUACUGUAGGCUACCAGGUGGAUCUACUGUAGGCUACCAGGUGAUCUUUGCCUACCUCAGUAGCAAUGUACUUGAAACAACAACGUCUGACUUGUUCCUGUAAAUAUCCAUGUGUUGAAAUAGGACUAUUCUCACCCGACUGCCAUAGAUUCCCUGUGUAUAGGAGAGGUAAGGUAACUCCUGAAGUACUACACUAGCAUGUCCACACCCUUUAAAGCAGCACAUAUAGUAUAACCUCCAAAACAACAACAACAACACAUGAAACCAACAGGUACACAAUCUGGACAUUCCUUUGUCCAAAUGAUGACUUCUAGAACCUAAGAAUUUUGAGGGUUAAGAUUAGGCGUGCUGUGAGGUUAAAGUUAGAAUAAGGUUGUGGGAGAGUGUAGAACGGAAAAUCUAAACAAAAAAUAAAAUGCGUGCCUCACACUCAUUGCCUCCCUACGUAUAAUAUGCCUCCCUACGAAUGAUAUGUCUCCCUACGUAUAAUAUGUCUCCCUACGUAUAAUAUGUCUCCCUACGUGUAAUAUGUCUCCCUACGUGUAAUAUGUCUCCCUACGUGUAAUAUGCCUCCCUACGUAUAAUAUGUCUCCCUACGUAUAAUAUGUCUCCCUACGUAUGAUAUGUCUCCCUACGUAUAAUAUGUCUCCCUACGUAUGAUAUGUCUCCCUACGUAUGAUAUGUCUCCCUACGUAUGAUAUGUCUCCCUACGUAUAAUAUGUCUCCCUACGUAUGAUAUGUCUCCCUACGUAUAAUAUGUCUCCCUACGUAUGAUAUGUCUCCCUACGUAUAAUAUCCCAGCUAACAAGGAACGUAACUGAGACAUUUGUAACAUUCCCCUUAAGUCUUCCGGAGCAUGGCGUUUGCAACGCCAGGGUUGUGGGUUCGAUUCCCACGGGGGGCCAGUAUGAAAAAAAUAUAUUAAAAAAAGAAUGAAUGCACUCUCUAACUGUAAGUCGCUCUGGAUAAGAGCGUCUGCUAAAUGACUAAAAUGUAAAUGUAAAAAUGUACUGAAUGUCAUAGCCAGUUUGGGACAUUAUAGGCGUUAUAGAGGUUAUAAAGUAUUAUAGAGGUUAUAAAUAUCAGGUCGCUAUACAGACAUCAUGGGAACAUUAAAAACGUUACUUGGUAGUCCAUGAAAGGUUCUGAAUAUCAUGUUAUUUUGGAGAUAUCCUAGGAACAUUUCAUAACGUUACAUUUAGAGCUAUGGUUUGUCUUCAUAUGACGUUACUAUCGGAAUGAUAGAAAUACAGUUUUGAACAUUGUCUGUAAGUUUCACAAUAACGUUAUUAUGACUAAUUAUGUGGGGACUAAAAUUACUUUGUGGUCAUGUCCUGGAACUUAAUUUUGUUAGCUGGGAUUCCUCCCUACAUAUAAUAUGCCUCCCUACGUAUAACUUCCUAGAAAAGAAAGCGUAAAGCAUCAGCGAUCAGGCUGAACUACCACAUUGUAGUAUUAGUCAUUUGUUCUGAGUAAAAUGACAUUUUUCUCUCUCUGCUUUUUUCCCUUUCCUCUCCCAGGGACGUCAUCAGGAGAAUAGACCAGUCCGAGUUUGAGGGAUUUGAAUACAUCAACCCCCUGCUGCUAUCCACGGAGGAGUCUGUAUGA
Coregonus sp. 'balchen' is the source of this 56745-nucleotide messenger RNA. The record is from the annotation of a GenBank genome assembly. Lineage: Eukaryota; Metazoa; Chordata; Actinopteri; Salmoniformes; Salmonidae.